GCUCUGCGGCGCCCAAUGAGUUCUUGCUGCGCGUCCUCUGGCCUGGCCGGGCUGGGUCCGUCACUUCCUGCCCCCUGUAGCCGGCACGACCGAGCCUGAAAUCCCAGGGAAGAGGAGGUGGAGGUGGCGGCCGUGGAGGCGGAGGAGGAGGAGGAAGAGGAGGAGGAGGGGGGCGGGGAGCAGGGAGGUUGAGCUGCGUUCGCCACCAACAUGCCCUUUGAUUUCAGGAGGUGAGUGCGGGCGGCGUCCCCAGAAAAGGGGUGUGUGAGAGAAUGAAUGGAUGCAUGCAUGCAUGCAUGUGCAGGGAGAGCCUUUGCAGCAAGCGGUGGGGGGUGGGGUGGGGGGCGCAGUGCACACGGCGACCCAUCCCACUCCGCACCCCCCAAUAUUAAGCUAGUGCAGCUGUCAUCUUUCCCAUCAGGAUGUGGGGAGCGGGGCACACGCCACGGUCCCUCGGGUGCGGAGCGCCCCUCUGCGGUGCUCGGUGGACGGGGAAAGGAAAGCGGGUGGGGGGCAUCCAAUUUAUGGGCCCAUUUGGGCAGUUGUUUACUAUAAAAAUCCAUGAAAAAGGCUUAGCCUCGGGUUGUAGAACAAAGCCCACAUCUCACUUCUUUUAAAAUUAUUAUGAUCUUUAAUCUAAGAGUAAUAAAGGGUGCCAGGCAGAGCAGGCCCCGCCCCAGCCAUAACCCUCUGAUCCCUAGAAUUCCUUAAAAAAGGGGGGGAAAGGUGAGUUUCUAGCACUUGUGAGACCUGAGAUAUGAGGCAAAAUGUAUAGCUCACAGAUAUGAGGCCAAAUGUACUGUUCUUCUCUUUUUGUGUGUAAUAGUCUGCCCCCCCAUUCAGUGUUUUGCUUUGUCCCACCCCCGAAAACUUCUGUCAAAUGCCCAUGUUUCCCUCAAGUCCCUUCUGCCCUAUGAAUAGUGAUUUCUGUACUUGAAGCAUGAAUGUGAGGUAGCAGUCACUGGGGCAGAUCUGAUUUGAAGAAGGGUAUGAAGUGCAUUCACUUUGCCAACACUGAGGCAAAAGAAGGUGAUGGUGGGAAGCAGUGGUAAAAAUGGAGUUUGAUGAGCAGGAUGCUGUAGGCCGAUAGAGUUGGCCCACUUAUUCCUUCCCCCUUCUCAAAAGUGGCUCUUGAGCAAAACUGGAUGCUUCUUAGGGUCAUAAAGGGUGCGCUGAGAUGAGUGACUGACAGCGGAAUCCUAUGCAUGUCUACUCGAAGUCUUAAUGAGUUCAGUAGGUAUGUAGAAGUCAGAAUGAAUUGAAAGGAAUAGAAGUGGAAAUGCCCAGUAGCUGGUUUGAGAUGAGCUCUUUUAGUCCCCAAGAUAAAAGCAUGGUGACUCAAAGGAGAAUAGUAAUAAGGUGUGUGUCCUGGACGCAGCUGGAUAGAACAAUAAGAGUUAAGGAGAGUAGGUACACAGGAAAGCUGAGAUUUAUUUCAAUCACACACUCACAAAUAGCAUGCUGAUUUCCCUUUCAAUUGUCUGCCAAAGUAGUCUUGGCUGUUAUAUCAGAUGCAUUGGUUCCGUCAUGAAACUGCUUAUGAUGCCAGCGAGGUGCCACACAUUCCUUUGCAUAAGUCUUUUGUUCCCAUCCCCAACAAAUGACGUUCUGUCAUUUGGCCCUUCUUUAUAUCAGCCUUUCUGCCUGUUUCCAUAGUGCUAUAUAAGACUUGUGAACCCUUUUUUAAAAACAAGAGUUUGCUGCCAUACCUUCUAUUCCUUCUGCCCCUGUUCAUUCCAGCUAAUGUAACAUUUCUAUUAUGCAUUGCAGUCUGAAAAAGACUAUAUUAUUGCAAAACGGCAUUUCCCUUAAUCCUUACUAUUUUCAGCCAUUAUCCCAUUGUAUUAUAAGAUCCUCAAAUGGAUCGGUUGAAAUUUGUUCUGUGCAAGCUGUGUUAAUAUGCAGCAGUGGGAGGGAACCUGUGGUCCCCUAUAGAUUUUACUGGACUACCACUCCCAUCACCUCUUGACCAGCGGCAUGCUGGCUGGGGCUGAUGGAAGUUGGAGUCUGAUAACAUGUGGAGGGCUACAGGUCCUCCUCACCCCACACCCCAUUUUACAGGAUUGCAGGCUUUUAAACUGCACUUUAAAAAUGCUUCUUCACUGAAACAGUUCUUCCUUUAUUUUGGGGUGUAGAUAGUUUGUAGUGCCCUUAUAAAGUUCUUUUUCUGCAACCGAGUGAGACAAGUGAAUCUUGUUCUCUGGCUCUUCUGUUGGUAGGCAUGCCUGAGAGAACAGUUUCUGUUUGCUAGUCUCAAGGUGCUUGAUGCCAAAGAUUCCACAGCCAAGCUUGAAAACCUCAUUUGCCCUCAUAACAUGGGGCAGUUCCCUGUGUACUUCCUUCCACCUGCGUCUUGAGAGGGUACCACCUCUGCAUACAUUUACUAGGUGUGCUUACAUCUUUCCCUGAGGGGUGGGGAAACACAGGUGAGGAUGUUGUCCUUAUAAAUGGAAGCAUGCUAUUAUUAUAUAACACUUCAGAUGCACCUAGUAUUUUGUGAGGUCCCUGCCCCAAGGCCUUAUGACAUAAGUUAACACACAAGCAGCAGGCAUAAAGGGAGGGUGUGGUGGCCUGACGACUGGACAUAGGGUGGUUGCAUGCAAAGUGUAGUUUUGGAGGAGCAUGUAGGUGUGUAGAAGGUUAAGGAUUUUCCAAACAUAUUAUUAUUAUUAUAUAACAUGUUACUCUUUCUCCAUCAGAUACUUCAAGGCACCUGGGUGUGUUGGGGAAGGAAAUCUCAGGGUAUAGUUGAAUAAUUCAUGCCUCCUUAAAGUGGCAAUGGAAAAACACUUGUUCUCCACAACACAAACAAUGACCAGGAAACAUGGGACAAUGGCAUAUAUUGUGCUUUUCUUGUCAGUAGAGGUGCCUAAUCUCUGCACUUGUUUGACUAACAUAUAUUAAAAUUUAUUUGGGAAGCUGUCCAGGUACUAAUGCUGCUUGUCAUGCUCAGCAGGAAUUAUUAUGCAAAGUAUUUUGAAUAGGAAGCAUUAUAUUAAGAGUGUUUGUCUUUGAGUGAUCUGGAAUUUGUUCUGCUCCUGUUGACAAACAUGAAUACUUGAAUGAUAAGGAACAUUGUUUUCUGUUCCCUUUAUGUAUUUUAAAUGUGCUGGAUUAGUUUGAGACGGAUGCUUGGCUAAGGUUUCAGAUACUCUUAGUGCUUUUCUUUAACUUGUGACUUAAUUUCCCAAUCUCAAACUCUUUAAAAAAUAAACAAAUCUUUCAGUUGCAUUUGUAUCUUACCCUUUAUCUCAGGAGCCUAGAGCAGCAAGCAUGGAAGGAUUCAAUUUCCCCCAAAUUCACCAGUAUAACUCCUACAUAGAACUCUUCUGAAUUGGAACCAGAAGUGAAUAGGUAAUCCAUAUGGUACAGAAAGCUCCCUUAAACUGAAUCAGACUAUUGGUCUCUCUUGUUCGGUCUUGGCUACUGCACACUGAUUGGCAGCAGUUUCCCAGAAUAGACAGGAAUCUCUACCUGGAAAUCCUUGGGAUAGACCCUGAGGCUUUCUGCCUGUAGCUCAUGCGUGCUUCCACAGAGCUACAGCACAUAAAUAUCUCAUGUCACCCAACUCCUGCCAGUAGACAGGAUGAAAUUUCUGAACAGCCUUCAGGGGCUACCAUUGGAGUGCAUUGUAUUAGUCAGGCCUACCUGGCUGAUCACAGAGGCAACUAAGCCCCUUUUAGUCAUAACCUCUUGCACUGUGCCAAAGGGCAGUCAUUAUUGCAUGAUUCCUCCUCCCCCUCCUGGUUCCAGACUUGUCCCUCCUGCCACCAAUUUUCUUUUAAUCUGUUAGAUAGAGCUUCCUAUUUAGUGCUUAGCUGCACAAACCUGUUCAUGGAAGUAAGCUCUGCUGUAUUCAGUGGGGUUUAUUGUUGUGAAAUUGUGUGCAACAUUGCUACUUUAGUUUACCUUUACAGAUGGCAAAUAUCUUGUUUCUUCCAUGCUUGGUUACUUGGAAGUCAGGUGUUUUAAGCUGCCGCAAGAACCUUAUUGCUACCUCAUUUCCUUCAUAAGUUGCCCAGAACGAUAUGUGGCCCAGAAUGUAAUAUCUGUGUGCCUAAAUAGUCCAGUUCUGUUCCCAGCAGCUAGACAAACAGUGAACAUGCAGUAGAAAUACUCCCCCACACUCCAUAAAUAUCCCUCAUUAAAGGAAUAACCCGUCUGCAAAUGCGCCAAGUAAAGAACCAGAGCUGCAAGCCUUAAGAGUGGAGUCUCUACACAGGCAACACUAAGAUGUGAAUUUUAAAUUACGUAUUGAUGUACUGGGGUGUGCAGUUUGCUUCUUCCUCCAAUGUAGUCUUCUCCAACCUGCUACCUGCCAGAUGUUUGGACUAUAGUUGUCAACUGCCUGAGCCAGUGCUGGACUGGGGUGAUUGAUGAGAGUUUUAAGUCCAGAAUUUCUGGAAGGCACCAGGUUAGAGAAGGUGGCGUACAUGGAUAGAUAAGAUUCCCUUUCCUGCCAAUUACUAUUACUUUCUGAUAGCAGAUUCCAUGAUGGCCUGCCUUUGAAAUAAUGGUUUUCUGCUCUGUGUUAGUUAUCUGGUAGCUGACUCAGUGCUUCUUCCACUGCUUCUUUCUUGAUUUUUUUCCUCUGAGUCCCCCCCACAAAGGACCUUGACACUUAAUCAUUUGCUAGUGUAUAUAGAUCUCAUAUAAUUGGCUAUUGGGGGAAAUAAGUAUUUGACAGUGCAAUCCUAUACAUGUCUAUUCAGAAUCAAUCCUCAUUUGUGUCCAGUGGGACCUAUAUUCAUGGAAGUAUGUUAAGUAUUGAACUGUAUAAGAAAUGGCUUUUCUGGAGAACUGUAUUCAUCUGUUGAUUUGAUAACUUGUACUGCUUGUUCUUCCCAUAAUCCUUACAUGGGCCGUGAUAAAGCAGAGCAGUUUAUGAGCAAAAUUAUGUACUAAAUUGGUUCUGUAAAGAUGUUUGUAUAGUCUUUCCAUGUGGAACAUAAUGUUAGUCCUGAGGCUAUGCGGCAGUAGGUGUAUUUUUUUAUAAUAAACAAGAGAUAAGAGAUACAGCCUGUGUAAACUCCUUGUUUAGUAAAUCAACUGAUAUUAAUGCUCUGACAUUUUCUAGCACCUAGUGACAAUGGUAAGUACCUGGUGGUCACUUAUAAAUGUAACUUCAGUCAGAGCAAUUUCUGACCAUUUACAUCAUCCAACAGGGAUGGGGGAAACCUUGUCUAGCCUAAGGGCUGCAUGCUAGUGAUAGAUGGGUUUAGAGGCAAAAGUGGGUGUGACCACAGAUGUGACCCUUUAACCUUUUCCAGUAGACUUCAUUCCAAGAAGUCUCUCCAUCCUCUAUUUGGGCGAGCAAGAUGCACUGACACAGUUCAAGGGCACAUUCCAGCCAGGUAAAAAGCACCUGAGGGCAUGGAGGAGGGCUGGUGGGGGAGUGUGGUGUGGAGAGAGUCCCGAGUGCCAGAUAGAGGGGCUUCAUUAGGCUUCUAGGCCUCAGGUUCCAUACCUCUGCAAGGGCUUAUGAUGCUACGGCAGCUCUUUGUAUGGGUACCCAAAGUCAAAAAGGAUCUUAUAGAGCUGGAAAGGGUGUGGAAAAGGACAGCCAUAACUAUCAUGGGGUUGAAGCAUCUAACCUGCGAAAAAAGGCUAAAGCACCUGAGGCGUCUUAGAUCUGGAAAAAGACGGCUAAAGUUUCAUCUAUUCCCCCCACGCCCUUAUUGGAUGUCCCUAUCCUGGGAGGUACAUCCUACUCAUCUUGUUUUAACUGACCAUAUUUUCUAAUAAAUAUAGAACUGUAGAGUUGGAAGGGACCCCAAAAGUCAUCUAGUCCAGCCCCCUGCAAUGUAGGAGUAUAACACAGAAAAGAAUAUAACACAGAAAGGAAUAUAACACAGAAAGUGGGGUGGGGGACUGUAAAGCUGUAAUUCUCACUUUUGACAUUACCACGUCUGUGAUAUCAUUGUUCAAGGGCAACCUGCUUAUGGUAGCAUCUCCUGAAUGUAGUUAGGAGCGGUGGAAGCUGUGAGUGAAGGUGAGUGAGAAUGAUGAACAGAUUAUAUAUAGGCAUCUGUGUUUGCUCAUGGAAAAUAGCAAAAUGUGUAUUAAUGAUGAUCUUAUCCAUUGAACGGCAAUGUGUAAGAAUAAUUUUGCAGUGACUGUGUUACUAAUUUUACUUUGCUUCUAAAACGGUUUUCUAAACAGUUGCUUUGAUUAGUGACCAGCACUCUGAGUUUGGCGAGCAAACUGGUGACCUGAGAUAGCUUGUUGGUAAAGUAACAGAAAUUCAUUACAAAGGUGCCAGUUUUAAUGAUGAAGAGAAGAAGCUUUUAAUUUGCUUGCUCAAGUGUACAAGAAAGUCAAAAUACAUGAAAUACAGUAUAUGCUAACUUUUUGGAUUAAAUUUUAAAAUUUAGUUUUGUAGCUAGUAACACUUGUGUGUACUGGAAGUAGUGGAUGAGAAACCAUUUUACACUAUCAGUGGGUUCUAUAAAGGUCUCUACAUUUGCAUAAACCUAAUGGAAUUACUGUGAUUCACUGCACAUAAAACCUCGUAUUUUAGCUCUUAAGUGAAAAGGAUUUUUGGACUUUUGACUUGUUUUCCUUACCAUUGGACCUAAGGCACAUACUCUGAAAUUAAAAUUUGAGAGCCCUUAUAAAAUGUAUUAUAUAAGCUUAUGUGACCCAGUUCUAAUCUCAGGUUGAUGUUAAUUUGGCAAAAGCCUCUGUAUAAUAAAAUAGAAAUCUGGACUUGGUUAGGAAGUCUCUAGUAAUUUUUUUGUGGCUGGUUAGUAAGAACUUAACAAGAGCAACUGUCUUUCUCUCUUCUUAGCUCUGCAAAAUGUGGGUGACUCUGGCUGGAAAACUGGGUUAUAAAUAUGUCUGAAAGCCAGGUGUUGUGGUUGACUUGAGGUAAUGCCGUAUAAACAUAAAAUAUUGUUCUAUUCCACAUGUGGUAUUUUAGUGCCCAGACUGCGCUGGGCACAGUAUGAUUUAAAUAGGGUUUGUGAUGUCAUCUGUCCUUAUUAAGGAGAUACUUAGAAAUAUUUUUGUAGCGCUUUCUCCUCAUAGAGUACAUCCCAGAAUGUUGCUGUAUAACUCAGCAUCUCCUCAAUAUCCUAUUUUCACCAGAACUAAGCAGUACUUGGGUAAGUUGCUAAGGGAAUAUGUGACUGCUGAGAGAAAAUGUUACCCAAUGGGCCCUUUCUGCAGUGGCCCUCCAUUUGUGGAAUGCUCUCCCCAGCGAGGUUUGUCUGGCGCCUUCAUUAUAUAUAUUUUAUGCUCCAGGCAAAACAUUGCUCUUCAACCAAGCAUUGGGAUGAUUACUAUUCUACAGCCUUUUAAAUGUCUUGGUGGGAGAGGGGGUUAUUGUUCUGUUGUUUCUGUUUUAACUACUUAUUUGUGCUUUUAUCUUGUAUUUUUAUCUUGUGGAGCACCUUGAGAUGAAGGGCGGUAUAUAAAUCUAAGAAAUAAAAAUAUAUAUUAACAUAUCUUUGCAAAUGACUUGCCACUUAAACCUUGAAAAGAAUGAUGUUUCACCACAAUAUUAUUUAUUAAACAAUUUCCUGAAAUCAGAUUGACUAGAAUAUUACGCCAUGAGCUUUUGUAGGCUCUGGUUCUGUUUCGUCAGAGGAAGGAAGUAAUUGACUGGGAAGGCAGCAGGUAGGUUUAAUAUGAAAUGUUUGUGACUACCUCGUGAGAAUAUCAAAAUUAUUGAGGUCUUUCUCCAUUAGUUAGAAAUUUGGCACAAGCACAAUUCAAGAAAUCUUUCUUAGUUGCAAAGCGUAGAUCAUGAGCUUCAGGACAUCUUCACAUGUGCAGUGGUGCCUUGUUUUAAGAACAGCUUAGUUUAUGAACAACUUGGAUUAAGAACGCUGCAAACCCGUAAGUAGGUGUUUUGGUUUGUGAACUUUGCUGUGGAAUAAGAACAUGUUGCGCUUCCUGUUUAGUGUGUUCCAUUUGUAAAUUGAGUCCCGUGCUGCUAUGGAAAAGCACGCCUUGCUUUAAGAACAUUUUGGUUGAAGAACAGACUUCCGCAAAGGAUUAAGUUCGUAAACCAAGGUACCACUGUACAGUGGUACCUCGGGUUAAGUACUUAAUUCGUUCUGGAGGUCCGUACUUAACCUGAAACUGUUCUUAACCUGAAGCACCACUUUAGCUAAUGGGGCCUCCUGCUGCUGCUGCGCCGCCGGAGCACGAUUUCUGUUCUCAUCCUGAAGCAAAGUUCUUAACCUGAAGCACUAUUUCUGGGUUAGCAGAGUCUGUAACCUGAAGUGUAUGUAACCUGAGGUACCACUGUACCUGUAUGAGAAGCCAGUAUUCUAUUACAGAGCAUGCUAGACCACAUGGAGCAGAUUGUACUGCUGAAGCGUCCCUUUGUCCUUUUCAGCCAAUACCAGGUAUUUGAUUGGGAAGGAUUUCCAGUGGCAGUCAGUCAUAAAUGGCAGCUCACAGAACACAAAGUGAAUAUAAGUGUGAAUUGAGGGACAGUGGCUCACACAAUGUUAAAGGUAUGGAAACUAGAUAAACAAUUGUGAAUUUGGAUUAAAAAUUGCCUAGUUUCUAAUAAAAAAUACUUACUUAAUUUUUUUUUAAAUUGGAUUUUAAAUUUUAAAUUAAAAAAAUCUGAUUUUAAUGCAAACUGUUAGAAGUUUAAUUUACAGUUUAAUUCAAAACUGAAUCAGUGGCACUCUUAUCAAAACACACUGAAUUAAAAUCCUACUUUUCUCUUAAAAACAAACAAACAAAAACAUAAAACCUCAUACCAUGGUGGGAAACAUCAUAUAUCAUAAUUAUGACACAAAGAUAAUGUGUUAACCUUGAUUGUGAGUUCCCCUGCCAGAGUAAGUCUGGCAGGCCCCUGGUAGGCCCCCCCCCGCUGCGCCAGCUUAGCCAUCUGAGGCCUGGGGCAAUUGUACCCCACUCCUGGCUGGCAGAAGAGAGGGAAAUGUGAUUUCCUGAUUCCAUACCCCGCUGCCAGUCUCAGCACAGCUCCCUAUUCUGUCCCAGAGGGUUCCCCAACCCUCCAAAACACAUUUUACAGAAGCAAAGGGAGCUGCAAGGGGGAAGGAACUACCAAUGAAAAUUGCCUCUUCCCAUAUGUAGGAUCUUAGGAUCCAAGUCAUUGUAGAAAUUACUAUGGCAAAUUAUGGAUGUUUACAGUUGUACCAACAAGGCAGCCUAGGAAAUUUACUUCUAUCUCUCAGAGAAAUACUUCUUUGAUUAGUAAACCACCAGUCCUUCCUUAUGCGAAGUCUUGACCCAUACCUGGUGUAAAGGAGCUUUCCCACAUACCUUUGCUGCCCUUACAAGCUGUGCUAGAAAGAAUUUUUCUUACGUCCUUCAUCAUUCCUUUCUCUGCCUCCUUUCCCUCCCCACUAUUAUUUGUUAUUAAUACAUAUCAAAAUAAUAUAUCAAAAUAAUAUAUCAAAAUAGGUGCCUUUGUUUCUAUUUCAGCGUGGUGUGGACUUGAGUUGCGCAGCUACCUUCAGUUAGUAUAGUGAGAAUCAGGUGAUGUCAAGAUUGCAGUGGUGCCUCUUGCUCUGCAAUCUGCAUUUUAAAGAGCCAGUAGGGAUAUAUUAUUGUGCAUCGUAUUCAUUCAUUGCUUCUCUUGCAGUGACUUUUUUAGGUUUCAGUCCAAAAAUGGGUUGGUCUCCUUGAAUACCACUUCUAUUACUUGAACAUAUUUCUCCUGUUACUUGAAUAUAUUUUCCUCUCUGAUGAUGUAACCAUGUCGCUGGCUGGCUUAAAGAGGAGGGGAAUUCAACAUCAUGCUUAUAUUAUUUAUUUGCUUUUAGACGCUUGCUGCCCAAUAGAAAGGACAGACUUUUGGCAUUAAGCGCAAGCUGAAUCUACAAACUUAGCUUCAAAAGUCAGAUUUGUCUAAUGUGGUUUUUCACACAUUGUCGAAGCCACUUUAACUCUGUAGUAAGCCUGGAAAAUAUUCUGAUAAAGCCAUCAGUGAGGCUUAUCAGACAUGCCUGCAAAAGGUUCAGAGCAAAUCUUCAGUAUACAUGUUCAGUGCACGCACACACAUACAUGCAUUCCCAAAUACUAUUCUAGCCAAGCCUCCAAAUUAGUGAUCUGAACAAACACAGUAGAUAAAGUGUAAUAAUAGUUGGCAUGUGUGUAUCAAAACAAGAAUUCCCAUGACCUGUAGCAGAGUGAGGAUUUUUUUUUUCUGUUAUAAAAUGAUUUUGGAUAUAGUUCCACAAACUUAUGCAAAGCACAGUCUUCAACCACGAUGGAUAGGUGUCUGCAUUUCGUCCUGCUAAAAAAAGCCAGCUAGUGCUUUGCAGGUUGCAUCUAUUUAGGAUGCAAUCCCUUUCAAGCAUUUUCUUAGAAAAUGUUCCCUGGACCUUUUCAGCGCACAUGUAGUCUUUUUCAAGUAGCAUGGCACUUCUUUGCAGCUUACAGUGAUGUGGCCACCAGUUUGCAUAGGAAGCCAGUAAGAUCGAAGGUCUGGAGUUGCAUAGGUUAGUUCACACCAAGAAUGGACACCGGAAACCCCAGUAACUUUUGUGCCUUUUUUGGUGUGUGGCAGGGGACUGCUUUCCUAAUUUCUGGGACCACAGGAGACUCCUCCAUAGAUGUGCCUCUCCUGUGAUAACAAUAAAUGGGCUCAUGAUUGGCACAUAGAUUGCAUUUUGUUUAGCUAGGGAGAUGACUCAAGGGUUUGCAUUUGAAUAUAACCUUCUGUUUUUCAGCUAGGCAACUCAGUAACCCCAGUGUUUUAGCCUCCCGUACUCUUCCUGAGUGAGUACCUCAUUGGUGUUCUGUUCUGCUUAAUGAGAUUAAUAUGCCCGUCCCAAUAGUGCUACAUCCUUGUUUGCUGGCCGCCUGCUCUCCUCCUCUCUUGAGAAACUUCCUCUGCUUAAUUUCAAUUAGCUUUUGAAACUGGAAUUAAAAGGGAGGAGCAGACUGGUUCUGAUUGGUGUUCCUGUUCCUCAGUUCCGAGUGUGGCCAACCAGUAAGUUAAAAGCCAGAGGAGUAAAGGACACUGGAAGAGUGUGCUUAACUUCAUUUUAUCUGUUUGACAGAUGUUAAUCGCUUAGUCACUUAAUAAUCAGUAGGCAUUUAAAACAAACACUUUAUUCAUCCUGCUUAGAAUAGGUGUUUGGUCAGCUUCAUAAAGAUUCAUGUUCAAGUUUUGGAGAAUAACUUCCUUUGUUUUUGUUUUUUUCCAUUCUUACAUGAGUCAUACCUAUGGAGAAAGAUUGCAUUAUGGGACAGUAAUAUUUACACACCUUUCCUGCAGUGUAGCAUAGGGCUAAGAGACUGAGCUAUUAACUGGGAAGGCCUUGGUUUGAAUUGUGCCUCUGCUAUGAACUCCCUGGUUCACCUUAGGUAAAUCACUCUGGUCUCAGCCACAGCCCCCUGCCAUCUGCAUAUGGACAAGAAUGAUACUGGCUUACAUUACAGGGGUGCCACAAAGACUACAACUAGAUAAUGUGUGUGAAGUGCUUUGAAUGUUUGAAAUUGCUAUACAGGUGUUAAGUAUGUAUUGUUAUUGCUUCUGCAAAGGAAAAAAAUUGCGUAACUUGUACUUUCCUCACACAGUUCAUGAUGCAGUUAUGAAGGUUUAGCUGGCUUCAAAAUGUAUAACAAAACUAUGAAGGUUCAUUGGUGCUUACCAAUGGGCAGGACUGGCCAUUCCACUAGAAGCAAUUCAUCUCAGGAAGUAGAUGUUGGGAGUGGCAGCAGCCACAGCCCCUUUCCCUCGCCUCUUGAGCUCCUGGCGAUUCCUCUCUGUCAGAGAUCAGUGCCACAGGCUGAACGAGCCUACUUCCCUCAGGCACACUGGAGGAUGCCAUACCGUUGCCAGUGUUGACGUAAGAUUCAACUGCCAGUCCAUUCAGCUUCUGUGCAUGAAAUGGAGGGGUGGGCCUCAGGGCACCAUCUUGUCUUCUGCCUCAGGCAGCAAAAUGUCUUGGGCUGGCCCUGGUAUUUGUGGUAACUGACGGGAACUUUCGGCUUGCUGUUUUGGGAGAGUAUUCCUGUUGCUGUGCUGCAUUGUCCACAAGUCGCCACAAUUCUGCGGCGUUGUGCUCUAUGCUCCCACCCACACAAAAUGAACUAAGUGAGCAAGAUGCGGUAAAGAGAACAGGGAGAGUAUUUGUGUCCCCUGUGGCUCUUUCCCUUCACUCUACAGCUAUAAAGUAAUGGAGUCCUGCUGCAUAAUGAAGUAUUUCAUUAAAGCUGCCUCAUUUACUUUGUUUUUGGUUACAUUUGUUAUUUCAAGCAGUAUUAUUAUAGUGUAUAAAUACAAUUAUUUGUAUAAAAUAUAAAUGAUUCUGGUGUUUUUGCAUAGUACUGGCAAGGUGAGGAGGAGAGGGGCCUACAACUGUGCCUGUAAUUACCCGUGUGAUAAGCAACAUUGGAAUGUGCUUCACAAUGCAGAGCACCAUGAAAGAGUACUUUGGCCCUUAUGUUCUGGCUUUUUGAGUUGUAGCUCUAUGUGACAGUGUGGUGUAGUGGUUAGAGUGCUGGAUUAGGACCUGGGAGACCAGGGUUCAAAUCCCCACUCAGCCAUGAAGCUCACUGGGACAAUUACUUGCUCUCAGCCUAACUUAACACACAAAGAGUUUUUGUGAGCAUAAAAUGGGGAGAAGAGAACUAUGUAUGCCACACAGAGCUCCUUGGAGUACAGGUGGGAUAUAAAUGCAAUAAAGCUAGAAAAUCCAAAAUGUCUAUCUCAUUGGAAAUGCUUUAUACUGUCGAAUCAGUGGUCCAUCGUGCUCAGACCCUUGUGCCAUCCUGUCUACACAAACUGGCUGUGGCUCUCAGGACUUCAGGCAUUUUUCUCAACUGUCUCUGAAGAUGAUGAUGAUAAUGAUGAUAAUUUAUUUCUACCCCACCCAUCUGACUGGGUUUCUCCAGCCACUCUGGGCGACUGCCAACAGAUGAAAAACGGAAUAAAACAUCACACAUUGAAAACUUCCCUAAGAUGAUGUGGGUUGAACCUGGGGUCUUCUGUAUACAAAACAUACAGUUUACCACUGAACUGUGGCCCUUCUCCAUCUUUUUCCUUAGGUGUAUUGGAUUAGAUAUAAUUGGGCAAUGGAAUUGGACAGUUUCUAGAACUCCGAAAAAACUCUUCCCUUCAGUUGAAGAAAAAUAUGUUUUAAAUGUCACUCUUUUAAAAGGAAAUGAAACAGCAGUGUGAAAGAUGUUGGCAUCUUCUGCAAAUUCUGACCCAUCAUUGUCUACACAAAAAAAACUGGCAGAGCAGCAUUAUAUAAAAAAGUGUGACAGGGCAAUUUGGAAUAAAAUAUUCUUCCCCCCCCCCCUCGACCUAUGUGAUGCCGUAAGUCCUUUUAAACCUUCAAAAAAUCUUGAAAUGAUCUUUCUGCACCUUAUUCCAGAAGUGUUAGUCUUGGGUGGCAAAAAUCACAAAGUGUCUUGUGGCAGCUUAAAAGGCUAACAUGCUUAUUAUGGCAUAAUCUUCCAUGGACUAGACGGCACCAGGUGGCAUAAAUAAAAUUUGUUAAGUUUUUAAAGUAGUAAUGCUCCCUGUUGUUUUUGUCCUUUUUUCUUCUUCUGUACUCAGCACAUGAUUUUAAAAAUGAACUGUGACUUUUUAACCCACUCCUCCCCUUUUCCUUCAUUCCUUUGGACUAGGAUGUGGAAGGGGCUGGCUGAAUUAUGUGGCCUGCUUCUGUUUGAUUCUAAACAACAAGAAGAACAAUCAGUCAGUCAAUCAAUCAAUCAAUCAAUCAAUCAAGCACAUAAAAGCACAACUACAGACACACUAAGCAGGAUUUGUUAUCCAAUUUUGUUGGCUUUUGUGUGAAGGUCUGAAAUAGAAAAAGUGGCAGUGGAUUCUGUAAAACUGCGAAAUUAUCUUGCUCCUUUAAACCUAGAACAGCAACUUCUUCUUUCUUAAUAUUGGUCAUUGUGCUGUUGCACAUUGUUUGUAACAAUAAUUAAGUGCUAAGUCGUAAGACAGAAGCUAUCCAAGUAGGCUUCUGCUUGUAAAUGAGUUUUUUUGCUGUAGCUGAUGCCACAGUUUGAUUUCUCCUGUAUGACUCACUUUAGAAAGUCAUCUUGGGGAUGUGUGAAAAAAUAAAGGGAAUAUUUUAAGAUAAUAAAUAACUUUGUGUGUUCUGUGUAAUCUGAAUAACAAAUGUUGCACUUUUAGUGUGUGCUGGGGGCGGGGAGUUAAAAUUAAGGAGGGCUCCCCACUGCUCUAUUUGGGAGGAGAUGAGUAAUUAUCAUCUGGUGGCUCCUCGGAAAACUAUUUCAAACCUGCAAAAGUUUUAAAUUUGGAAGCUAGAAUGUCAAGGCCUUCAAGUGAUUGAAGUAUUGGGGAAUCAGUUACACAAACUGAACAUCCAUAUUGGAACUCUGGAGGAAGCUAGACCAGCACAACACAGGUUAGUUGGUCUUGCCUGUAACUCAUCUCACUUCCUAGAGAGGAUUGAUGGACUUGGCUGUGCCCUGUCCCCUCGCCCAUAAGAAGAGUUCAGUGAUGGUGGGAAGAAAAUAACCUCAUUGGCCUAUGACCAAUAUAUGCUUUUAAUGUCAGAAUGACCUCAUGAGCCAAGUGACCAUUCCUGUGUCUGCAGUGAGGUCAAAUGCAACCUCAGAAGCAAACGUUAUAAGGUAUUGGACUUUUAAGAGGCUAUUCAGUAGGCUGUCUAAUGGGAGCCAGAAAAAGAUAUCUGAUGGCAGCUCAGGGAGGACCAUUCAGUUCUUGCAAUAAUGUUGGAUUAUCAGUGAGUUAAGACAAAGGUCUGCUCUCCUAUCCCUGCUAUAUUGUGAUAUUAACAAGCAGCUUUUAGUUGGUAAUUGCCAAUACUCAUUACCAUCACUUUUCAUUCUGCAUUCUUGGCAUUUCCUGGCACUACAGGGUCACCAGGUAGACAUUACCUGUGCUAAGUCCAGCCAACCAAGCUUCCUGGCUCUUCUCAACAGAGAGCGCACACUAGCUUGGAAAGGGGCAUAAGAUCCAAGAUGGAUGAAAAGAUUCCUUUGUAAACAUAAUUUAAGAUACUUUGAUAUCCAGUGAGUGGGAAGCUCUGGCAAAUGAUAGGACCAAGUGACAGCACAGACUCUUGAGUGGCCGCACAGAAUGAUAGAGCCCUUGAACAGCAACGUGAGUAGAGUUGACAGCAGCACGUCUACUAGAGAGGUGCAUAGAUGUUGCACAUCUAGUCAGUCUUUUCUCACCUGGGAUUGGCAUCUGCAGCCUCUAGAAAAAAACACAUCUCUGAUCCAAGUCAUCCAAAGGGAAGUUCCAAGCUUGGUAGCUUCCACUAAGGCUACAGGUACAUUUACAGAUCAUGCAUGCAACUACAUACAGACCUGUUUGGUGCAUCUACCUGCACGGCAGGGCAAAUUUAAGUAUGGCCAUGCUACCUUGCAAAUCCAUCCAGUAAGAGUGCUAGCAACCACCAUGGGGUAAAAGGUUGAUUGAUGUUACCUUCUGUAGAGUGCAUAGGAGAGGAACCUUUUAUGGUUUUAUUUUAAGCUUGAGUAAUCUAGCCAUCUCUCUGAGAGAACGUGGUGCUCUUGCCAGGCCCAUGGUAUUGUUUCUGGCUGUUCUAACUGUUUAGGAUUUGAGUGCCUGUGACCUAGCAUUACUAAAGAAGCAAAGAUAAAUUAUCCUGUGGUCAUUGUUUCAGAGCAGUGACCCAAGGAAAAGUUGGAACUCGCUCGUUAUUAAAUAAUACGCUUCUCAACAUGCUUGAUGGGUGUGAUUAAAUGUUGUCCUUUCCUAAAAGGUAUUGAAGGGUUGGGUGGAAUUAAUUUGCUUAGCCUUGGAACCUGUUUUCAGUGCUGUGGCUUAGCUCAGGGGUGAGGAACCUCCUGUUCCAUUGGUCUAACUAGUUCCAAUAUAAGCCCCCCCCCAAAAAAAACCACCUCCCCUUUGCCAACUUGUCCUGCACCUGACAUAUGUCGUGUCAGGUGCAAAGCAGGUAAGGGUAUGGCUCCAAAGGAACAACUAGGAGCUUAAAAUGAGUUCCAGAUUGUUCCUGUGCAAGCUGGCCUUCUUUGUUGAUGGUGCCUUUUGGGUGCUCCCUUACUUUGCAAGUAUAGAUAAUGAUCUUAUCAUUGGUGCUUGCAAAGAGUUGUGCCUUUGACCACAACAGUUUGAUUUCAAACUGUGUAGCUAAAGGAAAAUGAGUCACCUGGCAUUGUUGUAUCAUUGUGUGAUUGACAAUCCUAUUUCUGGAUCCAGUUCUAUACCCGUUUCAUCAGAAUAAAUUGGAAAACAGUGAAUGCCCUUGAAUAUGUGCGGAGUCCUAUAACUGGACUAACUAUGGAGUAACUAGAGUCCUAUAGUUGGGAAUUUGGGGUGGGGGAUAGAUCUGCAGGUCAAAUGGUGCAAAUUCCCAGAUCAGAAUCCCUUAUUUUGUGAACUAAGCAUAUGGAUUUGUGCAUGCACCAUGUACUACAGUCUUGACUUCCCUGUAUGGAUUCUCUCCUACAUCCCUUCAUUUCCACCCCUGGAUUUGUGUGUUGGGUAAAGAAAAUAGCUGUGAGAUUGAAUUUGUAAAAGCAUUGGCCUUUCCUGCAUAUAUUCUCAGAUAUAUCAUGAGAACUUUUAUUAGUUUUCAUAACUAAAGAUAUUGACAUUGGAGGAAGGAAGUUUGCAGGUACCUCCCAAUAUCCUUUCCAAAAGCAUUGUUACAUGGUGAGCUUGUAUAUAUAAUGAAGCUGAAAGGUCAAAAGUUUAUUUAUUUAUUUUGGCCUGUAGUAGAAUAGCCUUUUAGGAACUGCUAUUUAAAAAAUAGCAACAAGAAGCUCUCUAUAUCCAGUCCUUCCUAUUCCUAUACCGUCAUACGGCUACAGAGAAUGCCCUUUUUAUGCAUCUUGCUAUUUUAACUUCAUUUUCCAGUGUCUUCAACUGGUUGGCCUUAUAUAGUGUGAAAAAUGAAUGCUUGGCUUCAGUUUUAGCUUGCUUAAUAAGCUAAAAAUCACUGAAGGGCAUAAUUUACUGUGUUUGAAAGGAUCUUUUAAUAGAACCAGAGGCUCCGAAUUGACAAUGUUCAACAGGCAGCCCCCCCAAACAUAUGGCACAAUGCAUGGCCAUUCACCCAUAUCAAACCUCCUCCAUAUCAACCCACACUAUAUUAUGUUGAGAGCAGGUGCACUGCAGAAAGGUAUCCGCAGAGCAAAUAACUGAGUGACUCAGUUCCUAUUUUUUAUUCAGGAGCUGGCAAAGUCGUAUUUUCUUCUGUAAUGAGGUGUGUUUUGUGUGUGUGUGUGUUUGUGAGAGAGAGAGAGAGAGAGAGAGAGAGAGCGCCAUAUCAAUUGCUGAAGGAUGAGAGAAUUUAGCAUUAAUAACAGUGCAUCAUAAAAGUCUUGUGACGUUUUUGUGGAUUAGAGCCACUUCAUUAGAUAUGUGGAAUGUUAUCAGAUGGAUGGGGUGGAGAAUCUCUGGGGCUCCCAACUCCCAUCAGCCCUAGCCAGCAUGGCCCACGGUCCAGGAUGAUGGCAGUAAUAGUCUGGAGAGUCACAGCUUUCCUGUCCCUGGUGCUGGGAAAUAAAUAUGUUAGCUGUGAGGUCAGAGGCAAAGUGAAAUGCAGUAAAUUCAGGUAGUUGUGAUUAUGUUAAAGGAUAAAUGUAUGUAUAAUAACGAUGUAUAAUAGUUGUAUUGACUAUUCACCAAGCAGCGUUAAACGCAAAUUAUUUCAUUUGUCAACACUUGUCAGAUUUUUAAACAAAAAAACAAUUUUCAGAGUGACAUUCAACCAUGUUGGUCUGCUUGUAGAAGCAGACUUCUCCUUCUUUUCCUCCCCUUGCAGCCCCCUGCAUACCCCCAAAAUCUGCUGCAGAGAGUUGGGGGUCUCGUUGACUCCUGCUCAUUCAAUUGAAUAUCUUUAAUUGUGUGUGGUAUAUUUUAAUUAAGCAUCUUUAAAUUAAAAAUCAGUCUUCUUUCAGGCAUCAUGUAGUGUAAUCUUCUGUGAGAUGAGAUUACACACACAUUUAAUGUUGUCCCAGGCAGCUGUUUUUUUAACCCAGUUAUGGUUAACAUAGCGCCAUUUGUCAUGCGGACAUGGGCCUAAACUGAACCAGUUCAGAUGUCUUAUUGACCAAAGUAUGCCCCUUGUUUGUGCAUAUUCUCCCUCCUCCCCACACACCCCACCCCAGUGCUGGCAAUAAAUGCAUCCUUUGGCUGAAACAGUCUCCUAGUGUGGCUUUACUGGGCAUUCUGGAGUAUGUAGUUUAAACUAUGCAUUAACACCCGGAAUGUUGGGCACCAGUAUUUUGCUUUCUAGGUACAUAACUGGAUUUGCAGUGUGGAAAAAAUGUAGUCUUUUUGUGAGCCUUUUCAGAAAAUGUAGCAGUCCUAUUUCUCUACUUCAUCUCCCUGUGAAUGAAAUAUCUUUAAGUAAUAGAAAUUUCCAGAAGGCGAGGGCGGGGCAAUCCUUCUUUUAGCCAGUACAGUGAUACCUUGGUUUACAACCAUAAUCUGUUCCGGAGGUCCGUUUGUAAACCAAAACAGGUUGUAACCCAAGGCGCACUUUCGCCAAUGGGGCCUCCAAAAAUUUUUUGUUCAUAAUCCAAAAAAAAUGAGUUGUAAUAAAAAAAAAUGUUCCAAACCGGGACACACACUUCCUCGUUUGAUGUGUUUGUAAACCAAAAUGUAUGCAAACCAAGGUACCACUGUAUAUUUGAGGCUGGAGGCUAGGAUUGAAAAAUUCUUGUUAGAUCAGAUUGCAAUGACCUUCAAAUGCAUAAGCAUUGGUAUUUCUCUUCUGGUUCCAUUCAGUGGUUCCUGUAAAGAACUGGUUCAGUGUAUUUGCCCCCAAAUUUGAAUAGAUUUCCUGAACAGAAUGUUUUGAAUUAGUUUCAGACUUGAUGUUGUUCACUUAUAUAAAGUUCUGCUUCGUUCUCUCAUAGUGUCAUGCUUGCCCAUUAUCAUCAUCAUCAUUAUUAUAAUUAUUAUUAUUAUCAAUUUUAUUCUUUACUUCCUAAACCACUGUCUGAAGGUUAGCUACAUAUAAAGUGAUUAAAAACAGUUAAAAACACAGACACAUUUAAAACAAGUCUACAACCCUAACAAGUGGGCAUGAGGUAAAGAUCCAUUUAUCCAGCUGGCAAAGCCUUUCUGAACAAAAAUACCUUCAGCCAUUUCUGGAAAUGGCAGAUAGUGAGCUUCCAUCAUAUCUGUUUCACAGAACAGGGGCAGCCACACUAAAAAGCCCUGCUGUGAGGUACUGCAGAAGAGGCUUUUGAGACCUUUGGAAGUUGCAGGAGAAAUUCUCCUGCAGACUGCAGCGAUCUACUGGGGAAAAUGGAUAAGGCUGCCUCUCAAGUGCCUUUUACUUCUGCUGGUGCCAGGCAACCAUGCUCUCUUAACAGGGUUUUUUGUUGUUGUUAGGAUGUGGUCUGUAUACCCAGAUAUAAAAAUAUAUUCAUUGUCUAAUUUGGCUUAGGUAGGUUGAAUAUUCCUGGUGUUUUCAUCUUGGAACCGAUUGGCGAUUCUACUGAUGUAUGGACUAUGCUGCUGCAUAACUGAUUUAUUGACUUAACUUGCAGAGUCAGUCUCCGAAGUGAUGGCGUGUGCAACUAUUUUCAAGACUGUUACACAUAAUUGAAGCCUCCUGCCUUCCCAUGCUUAUAUGCCUCCCACCACCUAUAAACAACAGAGGUGUCAGCAGAUUUGGGAAAACCCCAAAGUUUGUAGGUACUUAACUCCCUCCCAACCCACCUUUGCCCCCCCCCCUUAAAGCAACUGCAUGAAAACUCAAUGGGUCAUUUGUUGCUGUUCAUUUUUUCUGUGGGGGAGCAUCAUGUAAUCCUGCGAGGAGAAUUGGACUGAUUGUUUCUCCCACCUCCUACUGCCCAAACAUAGUGCUUGUCUCCUCAUCCGUUGCAUGUGAGAACUAGCCCUAAGUGGGCAUGUUGUAAAUGGGUGUCAGCCAAUUUACACCUGAAAUUUUUAUCCUUAGCUUGGACAGUUGUGGAAGAGGAAAUGUGCCUUGCUCUGACUGUAUAUUCCAUCUCUUACAUACUGUAAGGGCCAAACUAGAUGAGAUGCCAUUCACACAAUUGUUUAAAUAGCUUUAAAAAGUACAUAGCAGACUUGAGAGGCUCAUGAACCAUAUUAGGACUCUGGGGAGUAGGGGGAUGUUAACCCUUUGCUUCCUGCUGUGAUUCUGAUCUGGAUCUGGGCCUCUACACCUGCUAUCUGCACUGGAAGAAAGGCUUCCUUUGUUACAAAUUGGGGCUUUCGUCCAAUACCCGUCCACUCCAUGCAAAAAGAAUAACAACAGAACAAAUCCAAACAUCCAGUUCUUAUCCCUGGUUGUUUAAAAAAUAGCAGCUGUGGAUUCAACUUGUUCUUUGUUCACUUUUUUCAUCUGUUUGGUUUCUGUGUUUAACAAUAUUUUGCCUAUACCUGAAGUGCCUCUCAGUUCUAGAGUGCUUUGUGCAAUAUAACACAGUGUGAUUGAGGUUGUGGGUAGAGGAAACCUGUGGUUCAAACUAAUAGACUGAAUAUACUGCAGUGAAAACUUUUCCUCUCCCGUAGUUCAGCGAACAACUGCACAUUUUUGUAAAUUUAUCUGUUAAUUUUUCCCCCCAUCUCCAUCCCUGUCCACCCCCCUGAACACACACCUCAGCUUUGUUUGAGAACUUGUGGAGUGUGGGUGGCUAAGGAAUUUCAUUUCUCUUCAGUGACUCACCACCAGAAUGAUUCACUUGUGUAUGGAGAGAAAAACGACCCUGAGAGGCAAUUAAGUGGCAGGCUGUGCUCAGAAUGCUUCGACUGUGUGGCAUACGCACAAACCCGUGCCCCUUUCAUUUCUGAAAGCUGCUACCCUUGCCUCUGUUGCUCUCCUACCUCUGUGGCGGAGGUAUGCCCUAGUGAGCGGGUUGUGCAUCACUUUCCUUAAGAGGUGGUGGCCAUGUACAUCUUUGAGAGGCAUGUUGCUGAUCGCACUGCAGCAUUCUACCAGAUUUAGCAAGCUGAGGUGUUUGCUAGCAGCCCAAGCACAGACCUGACCCCAAGGUUUGCAGAAGUACAAAAAGAGUCUGUAGAUGAGGGGGAGGACCCAUAAAAGAUAAAAACAGUGGAUACAGUAGGAUGACUGUUGGGAGGGGUGAGGGAACUAAAAACUGGUCAAAGCAGAAGGGAAUGGCGUAUCCUGGAAAAAGGGCAUAUCUGGCUGGCUGGAACCGUGAAUAGAAGCUUUCAACAAUGCCACCUUUUGUUGCACUUGCCAAGGGUAGAUUUUAAGAUUAAGAUAUACUUGAUUUCAGAGGAAUCAAUUGCCUUUGUUUCUGCCUGAGCCACUGUCCUGGGCAUUUUUUUCCUGAUUGGAAGGUGGCAGAGCCAGAGCAGUAACGCAUGCAGCAUUGCAUAAAGCAGCCUCCGUUGGGGAGUUCUGUCAUGAUCUGAUGUGAUCAGGCAGAUAGUGGGACUCAGUAGAGUUGCCUGGUCUCUGUGGCGGCUAAUUAGAAGGAGGCAAGGCCAGAGCAAUGAGUCAUGCAGGCUCCCAGCAGGCACUGUCCGCUGUGAAUGGCUGCUUUGAGUUCAUAGCAUCCAGCAAAAUUAUUUCACAAAUUUAUUUCUUUGUGGCAGACGAGUAUUCCUUGGUGCAAAGUUUGAGAGUUGCACUAGGUUAGAAUAGUGAUGAGGGUAUUAGUCUUAAAAAGUUUGAUUCUCAGCUCUGACCAUGAUUGUCACAGAUUCGCCCCUCUGCAAGGUGUCAGUUCUUUCUCAGUAUCAAUGCUGGUUUUCUUCCCAAGUGGUGAGCUUCCAGCACAAACAGCAUGGCUGACUAGCAGGACUAUGGGAUUUGGAGUUCAACAGCACCUGGAGGGCCACAGGUUAGAUACUCCUGCUCUAAUGGGUUUUAGGUGCUCCCUGGGGUCAUAUGCAGAGGAAAUUGAAGAGCACUUUCCCCAGGACAAAUAAUGUCAAAUGGUAACACUGCUGUUUAUAAUGCAGUUGUACUGAAAAGGGUGAAAGAAAAGGAGAAAUAUAUUGCUAUAUAGCUGGCAGGUGUUUCUAGCUUGCCACAUUUGCCAUGUAGGCCCCAAAUAGUACAGUAGCGUCUUGACUGGCAAGCAUCUUGUGGAGAUAAGUAGAUAGACCACUGGUCAACUUAAUUCAUUUUUUUAAAAAAAAUCCUUUAUAAAUAUAUGAAUUCUCUUAAUACAUGUAACAUAAUGUCUUUACCCCCUUAAAUCUGUUUUCCCCUCCACUGCCCUGCCAGUGACAUUCUACAGAUGAUAGCCAUUUAAGACAAUUUAAAUAAAAAGUUCUGAGAAGAAACUUCCUUAUUUCCAGAGAAGACAUCAUCCUUCUCAUUAAACCACCCCAACCCCGAAAUGUUGACAACACAUUUUAAAAUCUUGCAGUGGGCUGUCUCUCCCUCCAAGAACACACUUCCUUUUAUAGUAUCCACAUAGUGUUAUUUUUACAGCCUUCAGCCUGGAGCUAUUUCCUGUUUCCAAUUAUUUAGUUACACGCCAAAGCCCCUCUCUUUCUCCUCCUGGCUUCCUUGCCAAGUUUGCCAAGGCAUUAUUGUCAUUUCAGUGAGACGACGCCAGUGCUGAGGUUUUAAUGGGCUGUGAGCAGGAAGUUUAGCUAUUUCCUCUGCCUGUGAGGCCAUGAUGUCAUGAGCUGCUAUGGGGCUCUUUAUCAUAUGCUGCUGUUGCUGUGGUCUGUGUGGAAAGAAUGUAAACAGUGCUUUCCAGAUGUUCCCAGGGAAGCUGCGGGUCCAUAAAUGGGCCAUUUUGUUCAGGAAUAUUAUAAAUGAGGGGAAAGAUGAAUCAGGCUGUAAAAUAUGUAUAGCUCUGAAAAUGUCAGAUGCUACAGACUUUGUUGAGGUGAUAAAGUCCUCGUGUCUCUCUGGUUGUGUGUGUGAUCUGUUUGUAAGGAACCACACACGCAUACAAUUGUGUCAUGCUAGAAGGCUGAAAGUGAUUCUUUUUUCCAGUCUGAUUAAACUCUUCACACCGAAGUGCUUUCAGAUGCAGGGCUCUCUUCUGAUACCUAAAAAUGGGAUCUUGUGUUUGGAACCAACAUGAAUUGAGUAAGCUAUCUCCAGCUGUCCAUUCUACUGCCAUACUGUUACAAUGUUUAUAGAUCAAUUUCUGUGGCUUGCAAUGGAUAAAAUACUGCUAAAAACAGCAGAACAAGAAAAUAUACAAGACCCAUUUAAAACAGUAGAGGCUAAUAGCAUCCACUGAUUACCAUUUCAGCUUGAAAUUCUUCCUGGAAGCAACCAAAGAGCUACACUUACAUUUCAUAGGGGUUGCCUGGGUGGGUGGUGGUAGAUUAUUACACAGUCUAUAGACCAGAGCUGUCUUGGGAAAGGGAUUGAUUGUCAGGUCUCUCUCCUCCGGUUAGUCAGGGUUUGAGAGUGAGACACAGUUAAAAGAAUAGGAAUUCUCCCUCUCCCUCACUCAGUUUCCUUCCCGUCAAACUUUAGCUAGUAGUAAUUGCAAACUAGUUCACUUACAUAACUGAGUGAAAAGAUGUUUUUUGCGCUCUGGUGUAAAAUGAGAAAUGAUGUUGUUGGAAAACUUAAUGGAAAAAUUCUAAGCAUCAUUCAGCUCUGUUGACUGUGUAUAGUGAAAUGCUCCACCUGUUUUAUAGCAUUUUUGUAUGUGUGUUUUUCCAGGCUUGACAUCUACAGGAAGGUGCCAAAAGACCUUACGCAGCCAACUUUUACAGGAGCAAUUAGUAAGUAUCCGUGUGCGAAAUCUCUGCCUUUGCAAAUCUCUGCUCGGUUCCUUUUUGCUCCUUGAUUUAAACAGUAUGAUUUCCCCUCUACAGGUCAUUACCAUAAUUCAGCAGGUUUGUAACACAAAAGCUUGCUGUGAUUUUGUACUGAAUGGCCAAUAAGAUAAGUGGAAGAGCCAGCAUGGACGCCCAGGCAGUACAUUGGUCUCAGACCUGGGAGACCCUUCUGAAUCGUGCCAUGUUGGGCGGCUUUUGGAAAGUAUUUUGGAUGCUGGGGUGAAAGCAACUAAGUUCCUCCCAGAAAAUUAAACUCAAAGUAGAAGGCUGUGUAAGAAAAGCCAUAUUGCUGUUUAUAGCUAGAAAGUGACAGUCAGAGUCCCUUUUUUGUCCCCAGCCUUUGUCAGCAGAUUGCAUGGUUUGGGACUGACACCCUCUUCUCUUGGUACCUCGUCUCCUUUCUUCUUUGCAAGGUUAAAUAUUAUUGGCUGAGUAAUGCAAUUUCACACCAUCAUUGCUAGUGAGCAUGUUGCAUGUAUCAGUAUACACAUUGAGUUGAUCCUGCCAAGCCUGUAAUUAGAUGCCUAUUAUUGCUUUCCUGUUACACACCUGUUUCCUUUAACUGUGUAGGUGAACCCCAAGUUUACUUACUCCCCUAGUUGGGUUCAUUAGCCCUGUAUAUCCUUGCUGAUGCAGACAGAAUCACAUCCCUAGAACUUAGUAAUGCUGAAUCAUUAAGGAAGCAAUAUGAAAUAGCAUAGAAGAGUCACUUGACAGAAGAUGAGAUGUUCUACCAAAUAUUUAGUGGUGACAGGCCAUUUUAUGUUAGAAUGUCACUGUCUGCUCCCUUUCCUCCUCUAAAAUUUAGAUUGCUGCUUUCACCAUACUGCAACUGUUCAUAUGUAUCAUAUGGUUUAGGAGAAGAACAUUAUUUGAGUUACUGCUUCACAUAAUGUGUCUAUGCUGUGGUUAGGAAGACAAAUUCCAGACCUGUUAUCCGUGAUAAGUGCUAGUUGUAGUGAGACCCUCCAAACUGAUUAAGGUGACAGGAAGGGAGCAUACAGAUCCCUAUUUUACUUCUGCACCCAGUCCCCCCAACAAACCAAACCAACCCCCAAAAGGGACGUCUGCAGUGUUGGCAGCAGUGGUGCUGUGAUGGCAGCCACAAUAGUUGCUGCAACAUCUUGGCUGUUUUGUUUUCCUCUCAUUUUUUUUACAGAGCAGGUGCAAAGUUCAAGACAGUUGCACUGACUACCUUUAUUUUCCAGUGUGCCAGAUAGUACUAGUGAACAUGAUUGCCUGGAAUUUUACUCCUCGAGAGUGCAACUGUUUUGUGAAAUGUUUAAAAGGAAAAGGGGGGAAAGAGGAGAGGCUGUUGCUCAUGUAGUGCUGGCAUUUAAGGGCCCCUGGGCUGUAGGACUCUAAACCAGUGCCCCAUAGUCACUAUUGGUCAGCAGUGGUUAAUUCAACCUUGGGUUGCUAACAUGACAACCCUUUUUAUUUCAUGCAAAGUAAUUUCACUGUUCCCUUCUGCACAGAUGAGAGCACUUAUGGAGUACUCUAUCCAAUCUUGGGAGCACAGGUCAUGGCAAAUAAAGACAAAUGGGAAAUGAUUCUUCUGAGGACAGCCACCAAGAUGAUUAAGGGUGUAAAAGACUAAUCCAUUGAGGAAAGGAGUGACCUAUGCUCAUGACCAUAUAUGAAAAAGGGUAUCUGAAAGAAGAGACGUUGUUCACUCUCUGAGGAGAAUGGGGUUGUUCAGAAGGGUGUUCUAAAUGGCAGAGCAAUUCAGCAAAGGAGCAGGAUACAUAGGGAUAAUGCAGAAUAUUUGUUUCAUUGGAAAGAUUGGAGUGGAGACUUGAUUAGAGUAGAUGGUCCACAAAUCCCUCCCAGCUCUGCCAUCCUUUAAACUAUGUGCUCUUGGCAGGCAAAGCUGAGCUUGAGACAUAAAUCUGGGAAAGCUGGGACUAUCCUUGAGGAUCUGAACCUUUUAGCGUGUGAUCACUCUAGACAGCAGAUGCUUCCAUCAAAUGUAACACCAUACAGUGGUGCCCCGCAAGACGAAUGCCUCGCAAGACAGAAAACCCGCUAGAUGAAAGGGUUUUCCGUUUUUGAGUUGCUUCGCAGGACGAAUUUCCCUAUGGGCUUGCUUCGCAAGACGAAAAUGUCUUGCGCGUCUUGAGAUUUUUUUUUCGCUUCCCCCCCCCUUUAUCUAAGCCGCUAAGCCUUUAAUAGCCUUUUAGCAGCUAAUCCGCUAAGCCUUUAAGCCUUUAAUAGCUGCUAAACCGCUAAUAGCGCUAAUCCGUUAAGCCGCUAAUAGGGUUGCUUCGCAAGACGAAAAAACCGCUAGACGAAGACACUAGCGGAACGGAUUAAUUUCGUCUUGCGAGGCACCACUGUAGUUCGUGAAGGGGAGAUGCAUAGCAUCUCAGCAGUGUACAGAUUGCCCCCUUACAUGUUUAUAAACACACCCCUGUCCUCUUCAUCCUUUACAAUGUUCAUAAGACCAGCAUAUCUGCUAUGUACGUAAGAAGUUAGCUGACCAGUCAAGUACUUAAAUGUUCCUUUCUCAUUAGCUCUGCAGUAGGAGUUCUGCUCUGCAGAGAUGGCAAAGCCACAUUCUUGUGCUAAACCGUUUUUGCACAAAGGCUCAGCCUUCAGUACAUGGGAAGCUGCCUUCUGCUUAUUCAUAACAUUGGCUCAUCUUGGUCAAUAUUGUCUAGAUCAGUGUUUCUCAAGGUUGGGUCUCCAGCUGCUGUUGGACUACAACUUCCAUCAGCCCUAGCUAGCAGGACCAGUGAUCAGGGAUGAGGAGAGCUGUCGUACAACAACAGCCGGGGACACAAGCUUGAGAAACACCGCCUACAUAGGCAUCAGAUUUCUCCAGGAUUUCAGGCAGGGGUUUUUCUCACCUUACCUGCAGGUGCUGGGGUUGAAUAUGAGAUCUUUUGCAUGCAGAGCAUGUGCUCUACCACUGAGCUACAGUCACGUUCCCUUCCUGUUCUGAAGGAACUGUAUAACUGUCCAUUAAGAAGGUGGCAUAAAUCAGCAUUGCUGGAGAGCCCUAAAUAUACUUGAGGUUUCACAACUGAUACCGAGUAGUUUAGGUACUACUUUAUGGGGUUUGGGGGGGGGGAGCCUAUUCCUAAAAGAUUUUUUCAAAGCAGGGAAUCAUUUGCACCAACAGCCCAUUUCUGUUGUAGAGUAACUUGCAUGUGUCAGCUGCCGAAUGCCUUCCAGAUCAAUGCAGUGUGUAACUCUGCCAAGGUGCCCAUGUUUGGAAAUGAAGCAUACAGUGACAUGGGCCCUGGCAUGUGACAGUUAGUAUCCCACUGGCAUGAGCGAUAUGACAUAUUGACAGAAGCAAGCAGUUCAGAAAGUGGCUCUGUCAAUCUCACAGUUUAAUACCAGAGAUUAAUCAUUAUAGUGCACUGGUUUGAGCAUCAUAAUGAACUAUACACACAGAUCCCACUUUACGAACACAAUGCAAUCCCUGGAAAUCAUUCACUAGGUGAGCGUUUGCAUGACGAGUCAACAAUUUUCGUUCGCAUAAUGAAUUGACAAUUUCCAUUGGUUUCUGUGGGGAAAUUUCUAAUGCGUACCUACUCAUGGAAUCUGCAAUGCAUAUAGCAAGGGUUGGGUACUAAUUUGUUGCAUUCAGUUAAGUGAAUUUUGGCACAGUGAGCGUUCAUAAAGCAUGGCCUUUAUGUAGUUAAAACAAAUUAUAAUUUAACGCGAGCAAGCAGUGUAGUGGUGCACACAGCUCAGAAAUUCCCCUCACACUUCUCCCUGGUCCAGUUGCAUCAUAUGUAAACUGCCCUGUUGUGUCUCUUGCUUUUUUUUGUCAGAGACUAAAAGGCUCUCUGGGAAGUAAGAGUGACUGCUUAAAAAACAGCAGUGCUUCUUAAUCCACAAUAGUGAACAUUUACUCAUAUAGAAUCUCUCUGGAUUCAUGUUCUAAGCCACCACCCCUUGCAGACUCGGUUGCCCAGACAAACAGCCUACUCACAGCCCUUAAGUUUUCCCACUUUUUCUGGGAUGAGCAUGUCUCUCUCAAUGAAAACGUUCCCCUUUAUGCUGAGUCCAGCAGUAGCUCAGAAUUCCUUCUUGAUUCUUCUGAAUUAUAUGUAGGAAGAAUAACUGCCUUUGUCCUUUGGGCCUAGAGGCACUGGAAGUUUAGUGGUUUUAAAGCCACUUUUCCACAUUACAAAACCAUUUCUUGUGUACGAAAAGCUGCUAAACAAGCAUUAAUGCCUUUAGGAUCACCAGUGAUGAUGAUGUGUACUAAUCUCUGGGGUGUGAUACAUUGUGAUAAAGUGUUGUGUAGGCAGAUUUCAGUUCAGCCAGCCUGAAUUGGUCCUUGCAAUCCUUGUAGGAGUACAGCAGCAUGCCUGUUCCUGCAGUAGAAUGAAGUGUUGCAAUGAAGUGGUUAUCUGCAUAUAAUCUGCCUCUAGCUUUUUAAGCCCCUGUGCCUGAGCAUGGUGCAGUUGCGUAGCUGGGGGAACUGCACGUUCAGUCACAAAGAGGUAGAUAACGCUUGUACCUGCAAAAAAGCCAACUAAAGGGAGCCGUGCAGUCGAUCUCUCAUUUUGUAUGUGUUUUAUUUGCCUGCUGUGUCCCAUUCCUAGAACUAUUGUUCUGUACUAGAAGGAACAAAUGUUCAUGUAUACGAGGAAAUUUUCUCCCCUUUUAAAGGAUUUGUCUUCACAAAGUGCAGGUCUGCUGCCUCUUAAAUGGUCUGUGUUCUUAAAAAGAGGAAAUGCCCUCAACUAUCAAUUACCCAAAUAAAUUUGCAAUAAUUAUGGCCCUUUAAGAACAUGGGAUUUUCCUCCUCUGUCCCUUUUGGGCUUGUGGCAGCUAAUAAAGCUGAUUUAUUGUAGAACUGACAUUCAGCAAUAUCUAUCUAUCAGCUAUCUCCAAGUUAGGUUUAAUGCAACUAAGUCAUUUAAAAAGGCUUUUUAAGUCAAUACAACUUUACUCUGGUAUUAGUGAUUGAAUGCGUUAUUUAUUUUAUUUAGAAUUUUAUCCACAUGUCUGCCCCAUGUAAAGUGUGGGAGGUGAAUUUAUUCUUUACAUCAACCUUCAUCAACCCUCCAGACAUUUUAGACUACAGUUCCCAUCAGCCCAAGCCAUCAAGGCCAGUGGUCAGACAUGACUAGAGUUGUAUGAUCCAACAAUAUCUGGAGGGCACCAGAUUGGAGUUGACUGCUUUGCAUGAAGAAGGGCACACCGGGAAGCGGAAGCAAAACCCUGUUUCCUCCCUCCCCUUCACUUUGCUGUGCUCCAUUGUUUUAAAGAGAUUUUUGCCCUGCAUCCCUUUCCCCCAUGUGUUCAUUUUACUGUACAGAUGAUGCCCCACCACACUGUGAAUGGGGCAUGUGAAUGGGCCAAGUAUGUUGACACAUUUAGUUCCUUAAAGGGAAACAUGACUUCUAGCCAAAAGAAAAAUUACUGUAUUUUUCGCUCCAUAAGACACACUUUUUUCCUCCUAAAAAGUAAGGGGAACCGUCUGUGCGUCUUAUGGAGCGAAUGUGUGGUCCCUGGAGCUGAAUUCCCCCGGGGGGGGGGGGGACAGUUCAUGCUCUUUUUUUUUAGAAAGAGGGAAGUGGGUGUUGAAACAAAGCCGCUGAGCAGCUGAUCGGCAAGUGAUCAGAGGGAGAUAAGGGACUCUAGUGAUAAAGGAGGCUGCCUGGGAGAGGGGAGGUAAAUCACAUGGAUCCUCAGGAUUUUUGCAUUGGGUCACCCCAAAUUCACCAUCAGAUCACAUAGCAUGUCCAUGGCUAUAGCCGGCACCAAAAAAAUCACACAUCCACUGUUUCGUUCAGAAUAUUUUUUUUCUUGUUUUCCUCCUCUAAAAACUAGGUGCGUCUUAUGGUCGGGUGUGUCUUAUGGAGCGAAAAAUAUGGAAGUUUCUCCCCACCCACCUCCACCAAAUAUGAGAUGGUGUGAGGAAGAAGGUGGAAAAAGCCGUAAGAUGGCUUUGGGAAGUGAAAAUUGGGCAGGGCAGGCACUGUGAUACAGGUUGGUGUUACACUGUGAGGAGGAAGAGACUUAGAUGGAAUUGAAUAUAGAAGAGAAAUAAUAGAUAGAUGUGCAAGAAGGGCAUUCAUUAAGGGGGGAGAAUAGUAUGGCUUUCAACAGAUUCUGUUCUUUGGUGCUAGCUUAGCUUUUAUUUGAGAGACUGUGUCAUUUAUAUCAUGUCAUGCUUUGCUGUGCCUGAGGGCUUGCAUCCCUAUCAGAGAUCUGAACUUUCUUGUCUUUCUGGCAGUUAGAAGGAGCCUGAUGAACCAGUUUGGGCUGCUUUGAACACAGCUUUUUCCGCUUUUAACCAGCCUAAAACAAACCCCUGUAUUCAGUACAGAUGAAGUCUUAGGAGAAUGUCACCCUAUGCCUUUUUGUUCCUCCUUUGUGUGUCUUUACUGUGGGUUGGCCACUAUAAAACUGGAUUUUUUCUUCCUCUUAAAUCUCUCUAUUUUGAGGGCCCCUUAAUUUGUAUCUCCUACUCUCAUUGUGUCCUCCUUUCUCUUUCUACCUACUACUACAAGUUCUAAAGUUAUGGACAUGGCCUUUCUCCAGCUGUAAUAACUAUUUUACAUUGAUCACACAUCAGUAGGCUCCUUUUAAAGUCCCUUGAUAGUAAAUUCUUUCCCUUGCAAUAAUUUGAGGAGCAAUGAGAGAUUUCCCCCUCAGACACUCAAUUCCUGAGGCUAUGCAUUUGCCUUCUGUGUAAUUCCAGAUUCUGGGGAAGGCGACUCUAAAUGUAUUUGCUAUGUGACUUGAAAGAAUUAUUGACAACAUCCUUUCUUGUUUCUUUGGAAUUUUGUGGUGUGUUUUGGCAUAACAAAAAGUAAGAGACGAGGGUGAUGAUCAAAAAGGUUACAUUACAAGAAUGGGGAAAGGGGCAAAAUCUGAUAGAGGGGUGUUGUUUGGCCAUUGCUUGAAAACUUGCCCUAGAGCUCUAGGCAGUGAACAGAGGAUUGACAGGUCACAGAAAGCAGAAAGUAAGAGCUGCCAGAACUCUGGAUUCAGUUUAUGGAAGCAAGCAUCCUCCCAGGCAGCCUUCUUCAACCUGGGGUCCUCCAGAUUUGGGCUACAACUUCCAUGAGCCCCGCACAGCAUGGCCAUUGGCUUGAGAUGGUGGCUGCUUCCCCCACCACCUCCGCCCCAGCUGGAUGUGCAUUCUGUUUUGUUUUGUUUUAAAUGAUAUUUAUUGAGAAUUUUUUUUAAAAUUACAGGGGGGGGAAAGAAACAAGACAAAAAAAUAAAAAUAAAAAAAUAAAAUAAAACCAUCAUUCUUCAAUUCUCCACUUUCAAUACCUUCUUUCCUUGACCUCCUCCUCCUCCCUUUUCCUGUAUCCUGAUUUAUAAUAAUCACAGCAAAUCCUUUCCAUAAUUCAUAAUAUGUGCAUUCUGAUGUAUGUCUACAGAUCAAGCCUUAGAAAGAAAUCAAGAGAAAGUAAUGCAAUAAACUAAAAGCAGAUAAACAAUGUCAGGAGUAAUGUAAAAAGACUGUGCUUAUAGAUUAUUUUUGUCUGUUUUUGCCCUUUUGUUUUGAAGCAUUUUAUUUGCUUUCAUCUUUUGCUGAUUUUUUAUUUGUUUAAAAAGUAAUUCUAUAUUAUGACCAAAUUAGUUUUUAUUUAUACUUUUGUACACUGCCCUAGAAUCUUUUAAUGAAAUACUUUUAAUUAUUAUUUUUAAACACUACUAGAGCAGAUCAACCAUAAACUAUGGACGUAAUCCAGAUUCAAUGACUUUACCUCCGAAGAGCAGGCAAAAGCCAUGAUAGAAUGCAGAAAAUGAAUGGGAAUGGUCCGUGCAGGGCAUUUACCCCUUUUUCUUGUCUGAGACCAGCUGUGUUGAUCAGCCUUACAGGAAGUUGUGUAUGACUGUAAACUCCAGGAUGAAUUGGAGUUGAGGGGAAGGAACCUUCCUGGAAAGGAUUUCCCCCCCUGCCUCCAUCCCCAGCUACUUUUCCUAUCCCUCACAGACGUGCCCUUUUGGUAUAUCUAAGAAGGGGAGAUUUGGAUCAUGCCCCUAACCCUUGAUAUGUAUGGUUAAGAAACAGCAACAAAACAGGUGCCAAGCUUCACAGUUUCAUGGCCUGUCUUACAUUGUGGCCUUUUUAUUUUCCCCAGGAUUUUUGUUCUUAAAUAUUUUUAGUGCUCUUUGGAUCUGUUGUGUAAAGAUCAUUCUCUGUUGCUAGUUUUAUUGUAUGUUAGAUAAUUUUCCUUAUUGCAUUGUCAUAUUUUAUGGCUUCAUUUUUCUUCCCAUGUAAAACCACCCUGAGAACCUUUGGUAUUGGGCACUUUGUAAACACUGAAGAUUUAAAAAGAAAAAAGAAAAGAAUUUUGACUUCCAAUGCAUAUUUAUUUGAAACUGCCAGAUGUAACUCUGGUUUUUAGGCUUGUAUAGUCAUGGAAGUCAUCCCAAAAUAGGAAUUGCCAGCCUUUUUGAGUCUGGUCACAUUUGGAAAAACUUUCCUGGGGGCUGCAUGUACCACAACGAAGCACAUACCUCAACCUCUUCUAUUGACUACAACAGAAUACUUACUUCAAACCUAAUUUCAGGGGGGAAGGAAUGAGAGAGGAGACACCGCAGGCAUCCAGGAAGGCCUAUUGAAUUCAUAGGGAGUUGGUCUAUUCAGCAUGGCUACUAACUGUGACAGAUUGGAGCUUCCAUUUUUCUAUCUCUGAAUGCUAGGUGCUGGGAAUAAACAACAGAAGAAGCCUACUACCUUCAUGUCCUUGUAAAUUUUCCAGAGCCAUCGGGUUGGUUGCUGACGCAAAACAGAUUACUUGGCUAGAUGGCUCUUUGAUGACCAUGUUCUUCUAACCUGAAACCAACCCUGGAGGAAAGACUGGAUGGGGGAGUGGAUUGAUUUAGACAGUGUUUCCCCCUCUAAGCCAUCUUCCUCCACUGACACAUGACUCACCCAGGGGUUGUGCUGGUAUGCUUUCUCUUUCUCUGACUGCAGGCCAAGCAGAAUGAACAUGAACUGAGUGACAACACAAAGGGUGGAAGGGAGAACAGUUAGCCAAAGUGCUUACUUUUUCUGCAACCAUCUCUCCCUCUCUGUCCUCCUUCAGUCUUCCAAGCAGAGGUGACCAGCAUGAGCCCUGCUGUGGGAAAGUCAAAUGGCAGCAGGACGGGGUUGGACAUAGUGCUUAGACACACUGCUUUAACCAUUCAGCUCCCUUCAUGGGUCUUGAGAGCCCAAGAUCAGAAUUUGCUUUAGAUGCAGAUCUUUAAUUCCUGAACUGCACACAGGUGACAAACGGACAGGAGGUGACUUUAAUCACCUGUAUCUUUAGGGGUGCUUUAAACCCCUUCUCUUGGUUGGUAUCAUUGUGUAUGUGGUUUCAAUACAUAUUUAAAUAUUUGCCGUAUAUACAUCUAAUAAAGAUGUUUUAAAAUAUUUUUAAUUUAAGUGUAAAUUACAAAAUCACAUAUAUGUCAUCUGCACAAUUUUAAAAGUCUACAAAUAGGACCUAAUUAUAAGACAUUACCCAUUUACUGUGGUUUCUAUAACAUCAUUUAUAAAUAAUCCAAAUUCAGUUAAAACUGUCAAUAACUUAAGAUAAAUAUAGAAAUUGAAAUAUGUAUCAUAGUAAACAUCUAUAUAUUGCAGGAGAAAGUUUCUGUAUUGUCCCUUAGCUCUGUAAGAGAGAUUUCAUCUUGGCAGGCAUUAUUAGAAGUAAAUCUGGCAUAGUUCAUUUGGACAAAUGGCUGUGUCCAUUAUUUUUUUCCAGAUUUGUCGUGUCAUUGCCAAGCUAACAGCACUGUGAUGAUACACAGAGCAAAGUUUAGAGAAAGAGGCCCUGCCUAUGGGGAUUGGCUGAAUGGUGGAAUGCCCUGUCAUCGUGACUGAAGAACAAACAAAUAGGGUCACCCUCUCCUUAAGCCCUCCUCCCAAUACUAUUAGUCUAUCGUUUUGUGGCAUUUCUUGCCUGCUUUUUCCGUGGUGAUUCAGCAUGGAGUCAGAAUGUAGAGAAUGUUUGCUUUAAUUCAUCAGUAAAUACCAACCCUGCCCCUUUUAGUUACACCCUUAACACUUGCGGCUUCCCUCCCUCAGGGCAGGUUAUUGCUUUUUAGAGACUGCUUUUGAAGAACGUGAAGUACUUUCUGGCAGGGAUAUCCAAUAAUAUUUAAAAACCUGUCCAAAAACCAGAGAAUUGUGGUUUCUUCCUCAGCAGAGAUUUUAUUAAAUUAAAAUUUGAAAGUGAUACGAUUUAAUCAGAGUUGUGGUGACCUGCGUGAUGUCUAGCUUGUGGUGAACUGUGGUAUAUGCAGCAGUCCCAUAAAUCACCAUGGGUGUUCAGCACUCCAUUUUAUGGCAAAAAUAGCACAUAUGAGGCACGAUUAGUUGCCAAGGGAAGUGCAAAGGUGUACAUGUGCUCUAAGCAAGUCAACUUCAUAAGAAAAUAAACUAUUGAUUAGUAUAAAUGUGCUUUCACACUACAGUGGUACCUUGGGUUACAGACGUUUCAGGUUACAGACUCCGCUAACCCAGAAAUAGUACCUCGGGUUAAGAACUUUGAUUCAGGAUGAGAACAGAAAUCAUGCAGUGGUGGCAGCAGGAGGCCCCAUUAGCUAAAGUGGUACUUCAGGUUAAGAACAGUUUCAGGUUGAGAACGGACCUCCAGAAGUUCUUAACCCGAGGUACCACUGUAUACUUUUUUGCCUGCUAUUGAUACCAUUCGUUCUCUUGGGCGCCACUGAGGAACUAGACAGCUCCUCACAAACUGCUGCAUUCCUGUGUUCUCCUUUCUGUGCUGGUUUAUCACACUUGUAAAAAAAUUUUUAAAAAUCUGUCACAGAAAGAAACCCACCACCGCUGCAGUGGCAAUUGUCCCUCCUCCUACUAGUGCAAUUGUCUCUCCUACAGAGCAGAGGCUGGUGACUUGACUACUAGACUACUGGUUUCAAGGUGCUGAUAUUAACUUAUAUGUCUUGGGACUCUAGUACAGUGGUGCCCCGCAAGACGAAUGCCUCGCAAGACGAAAAACUUGCUAGACGAAAGAGUUUUCCGUUUUUUGAGUCGUUCUGCAAGACGAAUUUCCCCAUGGGCUUGCUUCGCAAGACAAAACGUCUUGCGAGUUCUUGCGAGUUUGUUUCCUUUUUCUUAAAGCCGCUAAGCCGUUAAUAGCCAUUAAGCCGUUAAUAGCCGCUAAGCCGCUAAUAGCCGUGCUUCGCAAGACGAAAAAACCGCAAGACAAAGAGACUUGCAGAACGGAUUAAUUUCGUCUUGCGAGGCACCACUGUACCUAAUGAGACACCUACUUCCAUAUCAACUUGUUAGUGAUACAAGCAAUCUUCUGAGGCUCUCUGCCCCUUGAAUGCCUCUGCCACUGAUGGUGAGGUGGCUGGUGACAAGGGGGAGGACAUUCUUGACUGAGGUGCCCUGUUUCUAGAACUCCUCCAAAGCAGAUCACUUGAUACCUUAUUUUUUACCAUCUAGGUGCCAGGCAAACCCCAUUUUAUUUUCCCUGGCCAUUUAACAACUGCAGUACAUUGGUGUUUGAUGUAUUUUAAAUGCAUGGUGGUUUCUGUAAUAAGCCCUAGUGUUUUUUACAUGCUUUAAUUUUGGAUUCUAGUAUGUUUGUUUUUAUUAUUUCAUUUUCAUUUCACUUUUAAUUUGUUUGCCGCCUUUCUAUAUUAUCAUACACAAGGCUGUUUACAAGUGGAAGAAACAACCAAACAGACAGCAAAGAUUUCACAUCUAAUAGCAACUUUCAAAUAACUUUCAAAUAAACAACAUAUCAGGUAAAGCAGUAGUCAAUAAUGCAUUAGAAUAUAAUAGUAAAGAGUAAAAUUAAAUAUCAGCGAACAAUAAUUAAACAGUUUACGCUUAACAGUAACAAUAAAGAAUUACCAAAUUAUAAUCAAUAAAAAUAUUGGCAAGUCACAAUCCAUAAAAUACUCCAAAACCAUGUAAAAGGAUCAAAUUGAGAAACAUGGGAUUGCAAGCCAUCCUGAAAUUGUUUUGAUGAAGGUGUGAUGUACAGAUUCUCAACUAAAAAAAUGUGAAGAGAUAAAUUAUCCUAAUGGAACAGCAGUUGCUGGCAGAGACAAUGGGUGAAAUAAAGCUUCUUGGUUGAGGAGGGCUGCUUGACCCAUCUUUUCCCCAGCCAGGGACAAGGCAACUAGUUAUUUUCAUUGUCCUUUUCUUCCCUGGACAUUCCUUCACUGCCAGAGGAGCCACAACCUUCCUCCCUUUGGGUGCCUGGCAGACUGACUAUGUGGACAGUAGGCGUGUCUUGAGUUGUGAAAGAGAAAGUGGCAAGGACUCAUUUCCUCUUUAAAAUCACAUUGCCCCUUCCCUGUGUGGGGCUGCUGGGGGGAGAGAGAGAUAAACUCUUUCUCUCUCAUUUAGUGCCAUUUUCAGUGUUUCUCUGCUGCUCUUCUAAAGACUCCAGCAGGUAGUAACAGCAGGUGGUUCUAGACAGCAGCAGCAACAAAAAGCAUUAAAAACUUAAAAAAAAAAUUAUGAUACCAUAAACUAGGGUAGCAGAGCUCCAACAAUGACGAAAAGUUUUUGUUUUGUUCUUAUCGUUAGGAAGACCUAAUGAGAACAAUAAUGCAUGUAGACUUGCCUUCACUGAAGCGAACAUGUAGGCAAUAUCUGUGGUUUAUCCUAUGUUAAUGCAGAAACACCACCAGUAAGAAUUUGGUAAGUUGCCCCUUUUCUCUGAGUUGAAGCGUUCGAGGGAGAGAUGAAGGCAAAAGAAAUAAUAAUGAGGCCAGCGGAUGAUAUCCAAUGUUAGCCAUUCUCACAGCAGACCUGUUGAAAUCAGUGGCCUGAGUAUGACUUAGUUGGAUAUCACAGAGUGAGUAUAGUGGAUGAUCUGAAAGGCAGGAUAUCCUGUUCAGCCAUAAUUCUCACCAUGACGUUUUAGUCUAAAUUGCUAUCUUUCAGCCUAGCCUAACUCACAGGGUUGUUGUGAUAAUUUAAAAUGGGGAAGAAGAGAACCCAUGUAUACCACCUCAAGCUUUGGAGGAAAGGUGUGAUAUAAAUUAUAUAGAUAGAUGAUAGAUAGAUAGGUCAUUUUGGAGUUCAGGUGUGCAUACACAUGUGUAGAAAUACUGUCAAAUACUGUCUGGGGUGUUUAAAUUAAAUUAGCCAUCCAGAGUGGCUGGGUCAAGCCAGUCAGAUGGGCAGGGUACAACUAAUACAGUGGUACCUUGGGUUACAGACGCUUCAGGUUACAUACGCUUCAGGUUACAGACUCCGCUAACCCAGAAAUAGUACCUCGGGUUAAGAACUUUGCUUCAGGAUGAGAACAGAAAUUGUGCUCCGGCAGCACAGCAGCAGCAGGAGGCCCCAUUAGCUAAAGUGGUGCUUCAGGUUAAGAACAGUUUCAGGUUAAGAAAGGACCUCUGGAACGAAUUAACUACUUAACCCGAGGUACCACUGUAUAGUAUAAUGUAAUGAAAUGUAAUGUAAUGUAAUACAAUAUAAUUAGCUAACUUGUCUCCAUAUGUGUCUUUUCUAGUUUCUGUCUGCUGCUGUUUCUUCAUAUUGUUUCUCUUCCUGUCUGAGCUUACUGGAUUCAUAGCCACUGAAAUGUAAGUACAAACUAUUGUUGGCAAUUCUCAUGUUAAAAAGUGAUUGGUUAAAUAAUAACUCAGUUUGCAGUUAUGUUAUAUCUAAAUCUGUGUUAAGGUAGGGCUGCCAUACGUCCAAGAAUUGGGCUGCAAAAAUGACAUCUGGGCAGAUUUUUGCUGACUGGGGACAAGCAGUACUUACCUGACAUGGUAAGCCUGAGGUUAUCCAGGGAAUGGAUAAGCUGUGAUGAUGGUACCAGUUGCUGGAAACCACAGAAGAGGAGAAUGCUCUUGUGCUUGAAUCCCAGUUGCUGGUUUCCCACAUCUGUUCAGUCACUGUGAGAGCAGGAUGCUGGACUAGAUGGGCCAUUGACCUUAUCUAGCAGACUUUUCUUAUGUACAGUGGCACCUUGGUUGACGAACUUAAUCCGUUCCAGAAGUCCGUUCUUAAACCAAAGCAUUCUUAAACCAAGGCGUGCUUUCCUAUAGCAACGGGGGACUCAAUUUACAAAUGGAACACACUCAACAGGAAGCAGAACACGUUCUGCUUCCAAGGCAAAGUUCACAAACCAAAACACCUACUUCCAGUUUUGCAUCGUUCUUAAUCAAAGUUGUUCAUAAACUAAGCUGUUCUUAAACCAAGGUACCACUGUACUCCCUAAUUUUGUCUUAUGCCAUGCCCCCAUGGCAGCCAUUUUGUGACUGCUGCCCACAGUACUUUCUCAAAAUUCAACAGGUGUCUACUGGUUCAAAACGGUUGCUAACUCCUGGAUUAGGCAAACCCAUUGUCUGAUAAAGAUGUGUGUUGCUGACACAAGCUUGUCUAUCUGGAGGGAUGUGUGAUAUUUUCUGAAAUUCAGAAGGAGGGAGGAAAACAUCAGACCUGAAGUUGAAUCAGAAGUGCUGGAGACUGGUAUUCUGAAGCAGGGCUUGACAGUUAAUUCAAUGUAGAUUAUUUUACUUAACAGAUGACCUCAGUCUUGUUGGAUAUAUUUUGAGGGUCUACAUAUCUGGGGACAGUACAAGCUUAUUGAAACUGAAUUAUCAAUCAUGUUGAAAAACCGAGAGAAACACUGGAGUACAAAAUAAUAUAUUCUGGUUGACAAGGAUAGAUAGGCUAAAAGCAGAAGAGCACUUCUGUCCUGUUAGGUCCUUCUUCAAUAUUUCUGGGGGCUGGGAAUUGGGCAUAUAGUUUUGAUGCUGAUCAUGGGUUAUAGAAUACUGCCAAAUGUGGCUGUUCUGCAGUAACAUACAUAUUGUAAUAAAUUAUUUGAAAUAUAUAUAUAUUUUUAACCCAAACAAAAACUAAACCCCAAAUCAUGUUAGUUCUUUAGACUUUAAUUUGUUGACUUCCACCUUCAAGUUCUCUUCCUACAAAACCAAAAUCAGGUUCCAUCAGUGACAUUUAACAUAAAUGAAUCCAUCAUGGGUAACACGUUACUCACUGGCAUCCAGUGCUUAUCAUGAUGAGUUCACUUUGUUUCCCGUGACACAUAAUUCUUUGGCUAUUAGGCAUUGAUGAAUUUUCCUAGAAAAGAGCACUUGAAGGGAUAAACUGUGAUGUCAAGCCUCUGAGAGAGAUCCUACUCAUUUGGGGCUUGAUUAUGGCUGAAAUAAAUACAGGAAGAAGGUGCUGUACUGUAUGUUUUCCUGAUUUCCAAAUAAAUACUGCACUUUAUUUUUAUUUUGUAUUUGUAUAAUAGUGUGUUUCAGAGGUGAUACUCCUUUUUGGUUUUUAAGUAAAGGUAAAGGGACCCCUGACCAUUAAGUUCAGUCGUGGCCGACUCUGGGGUUGCAGCGCUCAUCUCGCUUUAUUGGCCGAGGGAGCCGGCGUACAGUUUCCGGGUCAUGUGGCAGCAUGACUAAGCCGCUUCUGGCGAACCAGGGCAGCGCACGGAAACGCCGUUUACCUUCCCGCCGGAGCGGUACCUAUUUAUCUACUUGCACUUUGAGGUGCUUUUGAACUGCUAGGUUGGCAGGAGCAGGGACCGAGCAACGGGAGCUCACCCCGUCGCGGGGAUUCGAACCACCGUCUUUCUGAUCGGCAUGUCCUAGGCUCUGUGGUUUAACCCACAGCGCCACCCACGUCCCACCCUAUUCUUAGUCCCAGUUUAAUGAAGUUCCAGCAUAUAAUGUAACAAAUGGCAUUGGAUAUGUUUUGAAGGCAGUUGAAAGUAAGUGUGAGGCUGAGCUUGGCAUCUGGUAAUUCGGCUCCAAGACAAAAAGGCAGCGUCUAGGAAUUUGGCAAAUCUAUUGUAGUUGUCAUUGGGCACAUUUUACUGCAUGUCCCUCUAGGAAACCUUGGCAUUUUAUUGGUACAUAUGAUCUUUUUGCAACUGGAAUGAAAAUUGGAAAGACUAACGAGUAUAUGGUAGUUUGGAAUAUCAGCCUUGGGAGCAACACAUACCAAUCCCCCAACUCAUUCCGUGUCUCACAUCUGUAGGAAGAAAGGAGAAAGCACAAUGACCAAUAUCACGAGAGUAUUGUGAGGCUUGGCUAAUAGUAAGGCACUUGUAGAAAACAGUAAGGAUAGAUCGUUACUUGGCCUAGUAUUGUUACCCUGCAGGCUUUCUGCUCUGCCUUUCGCAACUGUGUAAUCUUCCCCAGGCAAAUUUUUCUUUCAUAUCGCUAAUCAAAAAGUUAGGCUUGUUCAUAGUUCAAAUUAUUAUGCAGUUGUGCACUGAGGAAACUCAACCUGCUUUCCCGGUACUGGCUAUUAUAUUGCGACUUCUUUGGUGUGUUUGUUAUUGAGCAAUCAAAGAAGACAUUCCCCCAAAGCAACACUGUUGUGAAGUGUGGUAAUGUGGGAAUAGCUACGCUAUUGCGAGAUCCAGAGGUUUAAGCCAGAGGCAUGUAUAGGCCACUGAUUGUUGAAUGCUAGUCAUUUGUAAACUCCACACAUGGAAUUCUGUUUUCCUGGCCCCAAGCAAUGGAUUUCCUUGGAAAUUAUAUUGGCUGAAUCUCAAUUUUACCUGGUGUGAUGCCUGCCCUCCCCCAAUAAUUUAACGUUAUCUGGUGCUCAGAUAUUCUUGUGAAUGUGGAUUGGCCCACAAGGGUUAAAACACAAUGUACAAAUGCAGCAGGCUUUGUGCAGAAAGGUCAAAAGUAUUGUGGAGAUGUAUAAGGCUUCUUAGUGUAAGUAGAACAAGCAUGAAAAAUGUUUCAGCCCCAGGUAAAUGUGCAGCAGGGAUUCCAAAAGUCUCGAAGAAGGAUGCUAGGAUACCACUUCUCAAAACAAAACUUCUUUGUUAACAGCACUGAGAGCCUUUGAGCUGAAAAAUGGGAUAAGAAAUGUUCUAAAUAUAACUAAAUAAAACCUGGCAGAUUUUGGUAUGGCCCACAGAAUUUUUGGAGUAGGGUUGAGAUCUGCUAGAACCCAUGCUAUUUGAUCUGGAGUCUGCUUUUGCUCACUUCACUGGUACUGAUCUUAACAGCCGCAUAUUAUCUGCAUCCACUGUAGGAAGCCUGGGGCAAUCUAUCAACAAUACUGAGGCAAUGGGGCAAUCUAUCAACAAUACUGAGAUAGUAUGCUUUUGAACAUGAGCCCCUGCAGAAUUAUUAUGUUUGCCCCAUUUUCUUAUUGCAGUAAAAAUUAAAGUUUACUUAUGGCAUGAUUUCCCUUCUCUCCAUUGUGCAUGUCCUUGAAUGGGUUUCAACUCCAUUAGUAACUUUUAAGAUAACAUUAUUUCUAUAAGCACCUAGUAGUUUGUAUCUGAAUGGAUAUGGUAGAGAGAUGCACUAGGGCUCCAGUUGUUCAACCCCUGGUUCUGCUGCAAUACUAUUCUGGUCGACUAGCAUUUAUCCAGCUUUCAGAAUGGGGAUUAAGUGUCCAGUAUGUGAACUCCUAUUUGCUAUUUGUUGGUAGGUACUGGUUGAGCUCCCCUUUCUGUGUCCUACUCACCCAAAGCCUACAAAUUUAUAUGGGACAGGAGAAGUAAGUGAUGGUGACCAUCACUUGACCUCUACCCCUUCAGUGAACCCCCUGACCCUUGGUGCCUCCACCUCCUUCUACCCAGAUAAGUUUUGGCACUUGCGGGGUGAAGGAAGCUGAGUAGCAACAGCAGGCACUUCACGUAUCUAUUUUAUGUGUGAUUGCAUGGCGUGUGUUUAAAGGAUCAGUCCUCUCUGGAGCGAACAUACAUUGGGGGACAUUAAUGCAUCCUUGCCAGAAGUGGUAUCCACUGAUAAAUCUCUGAAAUGGUAGCCUGUAUGCCUUACUAAGGGGAGGUAGAAAUUGACAGAUAUUUCAAUAGGGCUUUGUUAAAGAAUUUAUUCUUUUUUUGGUUGCACUUAAAUCUAACUUUUCUUCCAGGAAACGCAGAGUGGUGUGCAUAGGGUUCCCAAGUGGUCUCUUAUCCAGACAUUGACCAAACCCAAAUCCUGGUUCUCUGAGGGUAGAAAGUAGGAUGACCGGAUCAGUCAGAGUUCAGUAUGCCUUGCUUUUGUGUGUCUGUUUUGUCCCAUUUCCAUAUUAUUAUUUUUUUCCUUUUCUAAAUCUGCACACAAUCCUACUAUCAAACUACCUACAAUUUUACAAAGUGCUCUAAGGGCUGUUUUUUAAAAACAAAAACUAUUCAUUUUAUUUUUAAAAAAACAACAGCAGCAACAACAGAUAAUAACUCCAAAUGGUUAGAAAUGCAACUGCUGGGGUCUCAGGGAUCCCAUGAGGGUCAGCUAUCCUUUCUUUCCUUACAAGUUUCGACUAGUGAACCCACUUUGGAAUACACCCCCCCCCCAUCCCUAGUAGAAAGAAAGCUCUCCUAUUAAAUUCCUGUUUUUUCUAAUUGCCCCAGAGCUGAGAUUAAAUACCCAAAUUUUGAAAGGAUCAAAGUGAAAUAUUUCAAUCGAAGGUUUCUAAAAACGUAUUUGGGAGCAUGUUUCAAAGGAAACUUUUUCCUUCAGAGCUAUUAUUUUCUAUUGACAUGUUAAAAAAAAACCCACAAGGAUGAUGAUGAGCGCUCUGACUCCAAGGACGGAUAAAGGAAAUGAGGUCAAUGUUCCACAUUUGGAUUUUUGCGAAGUUGACAGUCACAAACAGGUACCCUGUCCCACUAAGUGAGUGACUCACGUGGUUAGGGAAAUACAGCUGUAAGUGUUAAAGGCCUUUGGCAUUUCCUGGGCAGGAUUGGUGACAGGUUGAGAGCCAUCAGUAGGCACUCCUUGUAAUUUUUAACGGCCUACCCUGCGUCAUCUUGCUGAUGCACCAUAAAUCAAAUAACCUAUUUCAUAGUUAACCCAGUUCUGUAGCCUAACUGCUGGCUGUUGUUAUUGUAAUAGUAUAACUGGUGAGAAAAUAGCCACGUACUUUUUGACCUAAUUAAUACUCUGCAGAAGUGACUUAAAGAGUCUUUCCAUACAUUCGUCAAUUAAGGAGGAAUGAAGUAAUUAACCGAGUGUAUGCCGCAACUAAUUGAUAGCUACACAGUGGGGUUGUAGCAAAAUUUGCAGAGUUGUUGUGAGAAUGGCAUAAGAUGAGAUAGUGCCACAGCUCUUUUUGGUAUUAGGAGCACCUUGUUGCUGCUAGUUACAUAAUUGUGAGUGACCUAGCAGCCACUGUAUUUUUAAAAAGAGAAAGCCAAUGGUCCAUUGCAAAGUAGUUUAGUUGGUGCAGAUUGUGUGCAAAUCUGCGGCUGCAAGUAAAGAACUCGAGAAUUGUCAUAGCAAAGAGGAUAAAGAGCACAACAGGUCCUUGCAUAUCUGUUUAAAAACCUAGUGUUUAUUCCAUGCACAUCUUUUAAAUAAUUAGUUCCUUUGGUGUGUUUGUCAUUAGGUUACAUUUGAGGAUGCAUGGCGAUAGUAGGUUCCUUCAGCAACUUCAUUUUUGUGUGAGAUGGAAUAAAUGAACAUCUAGGUCUGCAAACUUACACAGUUAAGAUUUUUGAGGUUGGCCGGGUUGGCCCUUGCCAAGGGGCCAGGCCCAGGGGGGUACAAAAAUUGCACCUCUCCACUCUGGCUAGGAAUGGCUUGGAGCCUGCCUGGCCAACCACACACUCCCUGGGCCUCUCCUCUGCUGCUCUGGGCAGCUGUGUGAGGUGCACAGACACCUCUGGCAAGGGCACAAGGGAUGGGAUGGGCGGGCACCAAUACAGCUCCUUGCAAAGGGUGCAGUGAGCCUUGGUACGCCUCUGCUGUGCAUAUUUUUAAAAAGCAGCGAUUUGUGCAAAGGGGUGGGGGUAGGGAGAAUGUGUGCAGAAAAUAUGGGAUAAGAUUAGGAAGCAACUGUUACACGUGAUCAUGAAAUAGCUAGGUUUGGCUUUUGCAGAAAGAAGUUAUCAGGCAAGAUAACUGUACCAUGCAUUGCUAUAAAAUCACUGUUAUAAAUAAAAGUGUUGUGGAAGAGAUUGCAGGUAUGGUGCAGUGUUCAUGAAGGAGGCCAGUGCCAGACUUCUUCCUAGACCAUCUCCUCCAAUUAGCAUGUGCUUUUGCACAAUAAUCACAGGGUAGGAGGCAGAAUGAUUUUAGAUCAUGGGAUGUGGGCUGCCUUUUCUUCUUGCAUGAAUCUCCGUUUUGGUUCCUUUGAAUGCAGCCUGGUAUUUUGUGGUAGUAGUUUGCAAACUUUCCAUGAUGGCUUGUCGACCAAAGAACCAUUACAUGUCUCUCUUGGAGGAUUCUAGGGCACAUUGCUCCCUGGUGUCACCUGUGUAAACGGAGAGUAUGCCCUAGAACAUACACUACUGUCUCAUGCUGCUGCGCAUUGCAGGGGGUGGGAAUCAGUAAUAGUAGGCAAGCUAAUUUUUAGGGUGGCUUAUCCAGCACCACUAAUUUCUGGGGUGAAGAACCCCUAAGACGCUUCUGCAACACUAAAGAAUUCCUUCAACACUGUUAGAAAAUUGCUGGUUUAAAGUGAGUGUCAAUUGUUCUAGUUGAGGGAGUGUGAUUUAAUGGCUUGAAAGAAAUGAUGGCAUUUGUCUCCUGUAUUGCUUUCUUAAUGGUAUGACUGGCAGACCUUGGGCAAAUAACUUGGCUUUUGCUUCUUCUUAUGCCAAACUUUUAAAGUAAGGAUGACCGUAUUGGUCUGGCUGCUUCAUCAGCUUAAUUAAUGCUCACUUAACACUUUUGAGAUACUGUAAUGAAAGGUGUUGCAAGAUUGUGAAGUGGUUGAGUUAUGCCAUUCAUCCUCUUCUGUGUGUGUUUGUGUGGGUUAACAGGAAGUGGAAGUCUGUGUGCUAUGGUGCCAAUUAUGAUGACUGACUCAGAUGAAUGUUGACAUCUGACCUCCAUUUUCUUUUGUACCGGUCUGAGAACUAUACUUCCUUUCUUAGUUGUCCAGUCUGUUUUUUACAUUCUUGAUUUGAGCAAUGAGCAAUGACUUUUUAAAAUGAGGAAGUAGCAAAUAUGUUUGAGACAGCAUGCAUUUUUAAGUAGCAAAGCAACACUGCUGUUAAAAAAAGAACUUGCCUCUUGUUCCAAACCUAGGCCUGGAAACUAAGGCCUCUGUGUCAGGCGUACCCCUCUCUUAGUGAAUGAGGAAUGGAGAUGCAGGAAACUACAAUUGCAAGAAUUAUGAAGGGUGGGAAGGAACAAUAGAAAAUGUAUUUGAGACAUUUGGGUAGCCUGAGAUUAAGUGGUGUUGGAUGGCAAUUUUUACUCAGAUUUAAUGGUGGGAUUGGAAGGUGGGGGUCAGUGAAGAAGCUUUAGAGAACAUUCUUACUAAAAGUGUUAUUCUUAACAUCAGUAAGGGAAAGGAUUAGGAGGAAUUUGAUAGGUAGUGAAUAGAAAAUAGAAGAACUAGACUGUGCUGCAAAUCUGUUUGAAAACAUUAAAACAACAAGGCGUUAGUCUGACUUUCUUUUCCCCCCUCUGCUUUUGAAAGAUGAUGAGAUUUAGAUGUGUUGAAAUCCUUUAAUGUGACUGAAGAAGAAAAAUAUGUGCAAAUUCUCUUGAGUUGACUGCUAUCCCAAAAUAUCUCUCACAGAGGCCUCACUUCAGGAAUCAGCCUCUCCUUCUUGGGGCAAACUCCUCUCUCACCUAAACCCCUCUCUGCAGCUGCUGCUUAUGUAAUUUGCAGGUCUGGCCAGACUGUCCCUGAAAGCUCCUUGUACAGUGCAAGUUCACUGAGCAUCAAGCCCCAGUCUUGUUUGAGUUGGCCCCAACAAAUGUUAAGUUUUUAACGCUUCUGCCAUGCUUCAUGUGGCCACAUGCCACAUGAAGUACUGGCUGCAAGUCCUAGAGAAAAGUGGUGCUUGCCUCCCCCUGGUGCCUACAACUUUUUUCUUCCUUUGCAGUUGCUGUGGUGGUUCAGCAUAGACAAGCUGACAGAAAGUGACCCCUCCAAAACAGUGUUGCACAUUUCAGCUUUCUUGGUUGCUUUGAAUGGGUAACAUCAAAGCUGUUUAAAAAUAAAUAAAUUCUGAAUUUCUGUACAGUGCUGGAGAAUUCCAAAACUUGCAGGAUAUCUUCCAAAAACACUAAUCACUCCCUGCCCCUCCUCCAAAUAAAUCUUUUCUCAUACAAUCUGGGCACCCAAAGAGAGAUUCUGGGGCACUAACUAGGGUACAUGGGAUUUAGGACAAAUAGGGACCCAGCACUGAGAUUUAAGAGGAAUUUGAGGUCCCAAGAGACACCCUUCCAGGUGAAAAGAAGAUCUUGUAGGAGAGGGAGGAUACGUGUUACCAGCUGAGGAACUGUCAAAAAAUUUAAAAAACGAAAGAGUUAAUAGUCUCUGCAGCAAAGCACUAAACUGCAGUAGAGCUGUAUUGUUACCUCACUUGAAGUUUUAUAGAUGUUUUUGGGAAAGAAAGAAAGAAACCAAAUCAUAAAACAGGUUCCUGAAGAACACGACAGAUUGAUACAAGCUUUCCACUUAAGGUUGAUUUGGCUACCUGUAUUCACUAGUAGUAUAAAUGUCAAACCUGCAAUGCUGGACUGCCUUGGAGUGAGUUUUGAGAGGCUGUUUUUUGUUUUGUUUUUUAAUAAACAGAAUGUAACUGACAGGAUGGGUGUGGCUUUGAUUUCAUAGAUCUAGGAAGAGAAGAGAAGGAAGCAGCAAGGCUUUGUUAUGAAACAGGCUGUCUGGCAAACGGGCAUCCCACAGGAAGCACUACUUGAGUGCAGAUAGGUACAUUGCUAAUGAGGAUUAAUGCUUGUCCUGGUUGACAUCACUCCUGGGAUCUGGAAGGACAGUGUUACUUAAUCCGAAGGACUACAUAAUCAGCCGAUGAGAAAUUAUUUUGAAGGCUUAAUUCUUUGUAUCAGAACAUACAGCUGUAGUGAGGGAACAGCAAACUAGGUCAUCCGUGAGCAGACAUGUUCCCCACCCCCAACCCGUGUCAUGCUUAUUAAUCACUCAAAAAAUAAGUUGAGCAAUGCUUACCAAUAGCUCUUCGGGCUAAAUUUAAGAGGGAUUGGUUAUAUGUUUGCUUGUGCGUAGGUGAGGCAGCCAACUGAAGAAACGUAGCACGCUGUUGAACUUGUUCACCUGACACUAAUGGUCUUCCUCACAAAACUUGUAGUGCGACCUGUUACUCAAUCAGAAAUUCUGACCCUCUCUCUAAAGUAAGAGGAAUGUGCCCUCCAUGAACAGGGAAAACACUUGAGCCAAACACCCCCAGCUUCUGUCAACUAUUCCACUGCAAACUUUCUUCCAUUAUUCAUUAAGCAUUGUGGUCCAUUUUCUGCACUUGGUUCAACUCUUGAAGUGUGAGGUGGGCCACCUUAGAAGGUACGAAAAAUGGCCGGACAAGUAUGAGGCCCUUCCUGGUUUUCUCAGUAUGUAUUCAUUAGGUCAGGAGAUGGAGAUUUUUAGCUACCUGCUCUAGUCAGAGUAAGUGCUGGGAAAGAAUGUGACCAUUCUGUUUUGUUUUGUUUUGUUUUGUUUUGUUUUGUUUUGUUUUGUUUUUACAAAGCUUUUGUUUCCCCUUAUUUCAUUUCCCUUAGCUGCUACCUUUCACAUGGGUGUGUGGAGAAAUAGAAUUAAUUUUAAGACAUGAUACAUUUCAUUGGUGUUGGUUACGCAUAAGAAGGCAUGGGUAUUUAUUUCCUCAACUUACAAAGGGUUCUCUGUGACAAGAUUUGGAAACCCCUGUUCAAAGCAGAAGCUGUUGUCAGGAAUGAAUGUGAAAGAUGCAGCGAGGAAAAGGUCAAAGUCAGAUAAAUUGAAAAAGACAUAAUUGCCAUGAGUGAAUGAAGGGAGUGGUAGCAACAGGCAGAAGUGAAAUGGAGAAAGACCUGCUGGAAAGAAGGUGUGACCCAGGAUGACUGUGAUGGGAACAGGUGCAUCACUCAGAUCUUCACUCCUAUGCUAAUUGGUUAUCAUUUCUCAUUUUCUGGGUACUUCAUGCUAUACCAAUCGAAUCCUUUAUAUAUUGUAAUUGUAGCUCUCUAUGUUAAUGCAUCAUGUAUUUGUUAUUGUUAGUUUGUUAGGUGUUUAUAGGUUUAAUUCAUUCAUGUUACUGUUAUAGUUCCUAUGCAUGUUUUCAUUUUAAAAUUAAAUAUAGAUAUUUACCAGUAGGAGUUAUGGCCUGUCAUACUUAGAGUCUAUUUUUUGUCUUAAGAGGAAAUAUUUGCACAGAAUUAAGCAUUGGAAUUCCAUGAAUGCACAUCAAGCCUCUUCAUUUCUGAGAAUAUGGAGGUCUUGGUGGGCUGAGCAGGAUUGUGUCUCCUGGUUGCAUCCCCUCUACGAGUUGGAUGUGUUCCGGCUUAUUUAUUUAUUUUUACAUUAUAUCCUACCUUUCCUCCAGAGACCUUAAGGCAGGCAUCCCCAAACUGCGGCCCUCUAGAUGUUUUGGCCUACAGCUCCCAUGAUCCCUAGCUAACAGGACCAGUGGUCAGGGAUGGUGGGAAUUGUAGUCCAAAACAUCUGGAGGGCCAAAGGUUGGGGAUGCCUGCCUUAAGGUGAUGCAAGCACUUCUUCUCUUCUGCACUUUUAUCCUCACAAAAACCCUGUGGGGUAGGUUAGACUGAGAGAGAGUGACUGGCCCAAGGUCACCUAGAGAGGUUCAUGACUGAAUGGGAUUUGAACCCAGGUCUCCCAGGUCCUUGUCCAGCACUCUAACCACUACACCACGCUGGCUCUUCUGAUUCUUGGGUGGGUGGGUUUGUGGAUGCAGUUCCUCCUCCUCCCUGUUUAGAUAUGUCAAGUGUGUAUGGCUACUUUGGGGGAACAAAGUGUGCACUCUGCACCUUUUUAGUUUGAGGACCAUAUAUAAGAUUGUCCCUCUUCCAUUUAUAAGUUGGCGGGCCAGAAAUGUUCCACAAGGAUCUCUUAGCUCAAUUAAUAAUUCCAAAAUUGAAAUGGAAGAGGUCAUGCAAGGCUGGACUUGCAAUUAAGUAAUGUGAAAACAGUAAUUUCAAGUACAGUUUUUCACAGAGCCAAAGGAAGAGUGUCACUCUGACCUUCUAGUUCAGUGGCUAAAAUAUCAUCAUCUUGGGCUUCACUUCUGUUACUGUAUGUUCUGACUUUUGAUUGAGGCAAUAUUACACCUGACAUUAUUAUUUCAUUUAUAAAGCAUUUAAUUUUACUUGGGCUGGCAAGGAGGGCUUUGUGGUAACAUUUUUUAUGUUUAACACCAUUGUAUAUUCAAACCCAUACCCCUCUCCCUGACUUAAAUGAGAGCAAUAUACCUUUAAAUUACUUUUGGAUCUGCAGUUCUUCAUUGUAUAUCUCUUUUUGGAGGAUUUGUUUGUUUGUUUGUUUUUAAGAAUGAUGUGGCUUUGAAGCUUGUAUGACCAAUGUUACAGCAAAGCCCUCUUUGUUCUCUUUCUGUGGAGAUUUCCUCUUCCUGUCUCUCGCAAAUAAUGGUUUUUGUACUAUUCCGUCUAAAAUGAAACCACCUAUCUUCCUCUCCCCUGCAGCGUUAACGAGCUCUACGUGGAUGAUCCAGACAAAACGAGUGGUGGUAAAAUAGAAGUAAAUUUGAACAUCAGUUUGCCGAAUCUGCACUGUGAAUGUGAGUACAUCUUUUUUUGCGGCUGUGUUUGCCAGUAGUGAUUGAGUAACCACUAUGUUGGCUUCAUAAUUCACGUUCAGAUUGCUAUGAAUCAUUUCCAUUCUUUUUCUAGGAAAAAAGAAGAAAAUGUCCUCUUUAGGGUGCAUUCUUGCUUUUAUGAAUGGCUGCUUUCCGCUAUUACUAAACACUUAUUUGGGCAAUGGCGAAUAAGGCACUGUAUUAAAGUGACAUAGUCCCUAAGGUAAAAGAAAAGAAUUUUUGGAACAUUCUUCCCCAGGGGGACUCACCUAGGACCUGUCUUCCGGCACCAGGCAGAAAUCCUUUAAACUUCCUUUCCCCAGGCCUUACAUAACAUUAGCUGAACUGUUUUAACCUGUCCCUAUUAUGCUCCUGUGUUUUAUCCUGUUGCUGCUGUUUUGUUUUUGCUGUUUGUUAUUAUUGUUAUUAUUUAUUAAAUUUGUACACCACCCUUCAUCCAAAGAUCACAGGGCGGUUCACAAUAAAAAAACCAUAAAACGAGAAUGCAAAAUACAUAACACAAAUAAGAACAAAAGUAAAAACAAACCAAUAACACCCGCCCAAAUGUAAAAGGACAUAGGAUGUUAAUCAGCCAAGGGCCUGGUUGAAGAGAAGCACUUUUGCCUGGCACCUAAAGAUAUGUAAUGAAGGUGCCAGGUGAGGCUCCCUGGGGAGAAUGCUCCACAAAUGAGGAGCCACCACAGAAAAGACCCGUACCUUGCUAUGAAAGGCAGCAGGAGAGAAGGAUUGAUACCUAUAUCCUAGGAACAAAUCACUAAAUACUUAAUAAUGCAAUUCACCUAGAGUACUUAUUGAGUUCAGACAAGGAGAUCUGCAAAUAAUCUGAUAACAGAGCCCAUUUAUGACUAAAGGAGUACUUGGGAGAUAAGAGAAACUUGCUGAUGAUUAUGCUUUCUGAUUAGCCUAACUGCUGACUUAAUUAAAUAAUUUUAUUUGUAUUCUAAUUUUUUAAAUAUCAGAAAGGUUUCUUAAGAACGAUUCAUGUAUCCUUCUUUGUAGUAUGUUAUUUUUAACACUCCCAUUCUUUUCCCGCUUUCUCCCUGAUUCCUAAACACAUAGUGAUUGGUCUGGAUAUCCAAGAUGAAAUGGGAAGACAUGAAGUUGGCCACAUUGACAAAUCGAUGAAAAUUCCUCUGAAUAAUGGGGAUGGGUGCAGAUUCGAGGGCCAUUUUAGCAUUAACAAGGCAAGUUGGAAUAAUCCAUGCUGGGGAAAUGUUGGCAAAUUUGACAAUAAAUUGUUGUGAAGUCUCUGGGUGCUGCACUGCUGGGAGAGCUGGGAGGGUUACAUAGCCAGGUCUAAAGGUACGGAUGCCCCCCCCAAGAAUACACUGCAGGACAUUAUGGAAACAACUGAGGCAGCCUGCACUGUUCCAGGAUAAAUGAGGGUUCUAUAUUUAUGUUUUGUUUCAAGGAACCAGAAUGUUAAUGCAGUCAUGGUAAGGGGAAUUGUGUGUGUCAGUAGAUCUUCCAGAUUACUAUUUCUGGCAGCAAAUAAGAAAGUUUUUCUGGAAGUAAAUCUAAUUAUGAAUAAACACAGCAGCCCAGUCUUGAAAUGAGAACCAGAGCACCUAUUGGCAAAAAAUGCACCAUUCUGCUAUUUGGAAAUGAAUGGCUGGUGUGUCUACCUGCUAGCAAAUGCCAUUGUUCUUGUGCUAAUCUUUGUGUACGUAAAUCGUGGGAUGUAGUUCAAAAAGCAGAAACAAAGAUACUACUGCUACCAAAGUAAAUAAAUUUUAGUUGAAUAAGAGCUGAGUUUUAUUUGAUUGAUUUUUAAAUCUGCAUGAAUUACCAUAUGCAUAGACAAUUACAUUGAAGAGAAAAAUGUGUGUAUUUGGGUAGCUGAGCCUGUGCCAACCUGAUGCCUGCCAGAUGUUCUGGACCACAACCCUCUUCAGCCCUAGCCAGCAUGGCUGUAGUUCAGAAUAUCUGGAGGGCACUAGCUUGGCAAAGGCUAGUGUAUGUAUGUGUGAAAAGAACAUACCGUAUUUUUUUCUCCAUAAGACGCUCCUGACAAUAAGGCGCACCUAGUUUUUAGAGGGGGAAAGCAAGAAAAACAAAUUUCUGUGCAGAGCAUGUAAGCGGUUCUCGCUUUCCUUGCUUUAAAGCAAGCAAAGCGAGAGCCGCUUACAUGGCUUCUGUCCCGCUCUGCGCAGCUCUCACUUUGCUUGCCCAUCCCUCCUCCCGCCUCCCUGUAAAAGAGGAGGAGGAGACACUGGGACAGGUGCUUUGCUUGCUUUACAGUGAGGUGGGAGGAGAGAUGGGCAAGCAAAGUGAGAGCUGCGCAGAGCGGGAGAGAAGCCAUGUAAGCAGCUCUCGCUUUGCUCUCUCCCUUCCGUCCCUCCUCCCGCUUCGCUAUGAAGCCAGAAGCGCAAAAGGCGCUGCGUUGCUCUCGUUCUUUCUCUGCUGUCAGCAGAGCAGCGCAGUGCGUCUGGCUUCUCUUCUGGCUUCCCAGCGAAGCGGGAGGAGGGACUGAAGGUAGCCCUUACACAGAGCCCUUUCCAUCCCUCAUUCCACUUCGCUGAGAACCCAGCAGAGCAAGAGCGACAGGCGGGAGCCACGGCUCCGGCUGCGGAGGCAUCCCUCAGCUCGUGACUGCAGCGGUAGCCGAGGGAUCCCUCUGCUGCCCAGUGCAUUCGCUCCAUAAGACGCAUAGACAUUUCCCCUUACUUUUUAGGAGGAAAAAAGUGCGUCUUGUGGAGUGAAAAAUACAGUAAAAAGAUCGCUGCUGGAUCAUACCAAGGGUCCCAUUCUAACAGUGGCCAAUUACAGCAGGCACUACUAUAGAAGUGUGCCCACUUUUGUGUGAAAUACAGUGGUACCUCGGGUUAAGUACUUAAUUCGUUCCGGAGGUCCAUUCUUAACCUGAAACUGUUCUUAACCUGAAGCACCACUUCAGCUAAUGGGGCCUCCUGCUGCCGCCGCGCCGCCAGAGCCCGAUUUCUGUUCUUAUCCUGAAGCAGUAUUUCUGGGUUAGCGGAGUGUGUAACCUGAAGCGUAUGUAACCUGAGGUACCACUGUAGUCUUUUCUAAGAUGCCAACUGCUAUUAUAGUUUUCAUAAAUAUUUACACUUUUGUUUUUUAAAAAAUGACACAUCUUAGAAAAUGUGUUGCCUGAUUUAGUCAAGGGUACAUUUUAGAUCAGUUAAUCUAGCUAUUUAGCUGACUAAACCAGCAUCCCUAGUUAGAACGGAAAGCAGCAAAGAGAGGUGCGUAUUUGUGGGGGCAAAAACCACGCUAGAAAGAGGAAGUCAUGCUGCACUGACAUGUUGCCAUGGGGUGGAGCAUGGGUAAACAUGGGAGCUGAAAACACUUCUGAGUUCUUUGUGGUUUGUUGAUGAGCUCAGAGUGUCAGCGUGUUUUCUUUUCUCCUCCCAAAGCAUUGUACAGCCAGCAUGUGAGUCACUGCAGUGCAAAGGGCUGUGGCCCAACUCUGCACAAACUCCCUUCUGUUCCAAGAAGUGCUCAGCCUUUGAGGAAUGCCAGCAAAAGAGAGAGAGAUGGAUGGUGUGGGAGAUGCGUUUCUUCUCUCAUCUCAGUGGAGACCAAGUUUCUCUUCCAGCAGCAAGGGGUGUACGCAUUUUGUUGGGCGGGUGUGUCUAGCAUUAGGUAAUCUGACCAUGUAAGGCAGUCCAUGACUUCACUUGGGUGGGGGAGAGGGAGUGUGUGACUGCUAGCAUAAUAAGGAUGUAACCCUAAUUCACACCUCAUUUUUAUACCACAGGCUACAAAAUCCUGCUGCUUCCUCUUCCUCCUAAUUCAUGUUGGAGCACACCUAAAAAUAACAAGCAGGCCCUACCCUUGCUUAUGCUGCAGUACAAAAAUAUAUGUGAAUGUUUUUAUUUGAUUGCUUUCCCCCUGUCAGCUGUUUUUGUGUGUCAGUCAUCAGCCACUCUAGCAAACUGAAAAACAACUUGCGAGUCUACGUAGAUUGUGCAGUUUUUAAUCUUUAUACUUAAAAUAAUAACAAAGUACACAAAGAGCUCCUGCGUUGGAUUGUAUAUUUUCUGUCUAAGGCUUUCUUUGUACUUCUAAGAAAAAGUGUCCUUAGUACGGUUUAUCCCUCACCCCCUCCAGCUGUGUAUUAUUUUGGGUGGUUUGUGUGUGGAAUUUUGUUAGGAGAAGUACCUUAGAUUUCAGCUGCUUUGGUUUAAUGACAAUACAAUUAGAUGUGUUCUUUCCCAUUAUGUUUGUGAGUAAUUCCCUGGUGUUAAGGAGCUAUUUGCUUGCUUACCCCACAUUGUAGGUACAAAAUAAACAGAUUCAAAAUAUGGUGAGGAGGUAAGAAUGUAUCCCACCAAUUUUUGUAUCAGUUGUGCUGGUUGCCCAUAUAUUUGGGGGACAGAUUCAACGUGCUGCUUAUUACACACACACACACACACACACACACACACACACAUGCCUGUAAUUUUUUAUUCAGGUCAUACUAAUAAAAAACAGAAAUAAAAUGGCAUUCAAUAUGAAAUGCAUGCAUGGUGAAUUGCAGUGAGUUAGUAAAAAGGAAAAAAGAGACCACAUCACCUUUGUUUUUACAAACAACAUCGUACAACACAUCACAGCUUUAUAAACGCAUUUCUGGAGUACCCGUUUCCACCACCCACUUCUGCCCCCCCAAAUGGAGACCAUAUUGAAUGGUGACCUCCAGGACAAUAUUAGUAGUUUUAGUUCCCCGAUGAGCAUCCAGGAAACCUAAGAACAAAAGCCACAUUGAUCAUUAAGAACUACUUGGAAAUGGCUCUUCUUUCCCCCCCAAGGUCCAGCAUCGCUUCUACAUACAUCGAGGAGAACCAGUUAAGAGUAGAAAAUGUUCUCUAGAAGCAGAGCUCUGACUUCCGUAGGGCAAGUCUGUACAAUAAUGUAGUGGUAACGUUUGGGGGUGGUGAAAAAUACUGAUAGGACAAGCAUGUUGGGAAGUCAUGGGACUAUCCUUUUAAAGCCCUGAAUGAUUUGGGACAACAGUUCUUAAAGGAGCUCUUCUGUCUACCCUAGAUCUGUGUCAGUCAGCCUGCUUUAGUCUUUGCUGGUGAAAGUGCUCAGGCAGGUGGGCGCUUGCAAUGUGGCCUGCUCCUCAGGGCUUUCAGAAUUAGACAUCCCUUGUGUCUUAAGCAGGUCUUAGAGAACUUCUAUUUCUCCAGAGUUUUCAGUGAAAGAUCACAUAGCAGAGGUGGCUAAUCUGUAGGCUGCAUAGCACUCUCUCAAAAGCUUUUUGUAGCCUUCAAGCUCCCUCCCCCCAUUAGUGAUUCUAAGAAAAAACUUAUAAAUGAUUAUAUAUAUAUAUAUAUAUAUAUAUAUAUAUAUAUCCUGACAGCUCCCAUAGGCAACCCGCUGUGAUGCAAAAAUAUUUUUUUUACCACUCUCAUGGUCCCCUGGUGUGAUUCUGUGAUGCCACAAGGUUUUUGUGACCAUCCACCAGACCUCGAAACUGUGUUCUAGAAAAGAAAAGCUGAAACCCACUUUUACACUUUGGCCGUGCCCACUUUGAAAUGCGGCCCCUGGAGCAUUGACAAUGUGUCAGUGAGGCCCUUGGCCCCCCGAACGUUAGCCACUCCUGUCAUAAAGAGUAGCUCCUUAUUUCUGUGUGUGCGUGUGUGGUUUUAUGAUGACAUUGUUGCUGGCUCCGACUUUGUUGUUAUUAAUGAUGUAUUAAUGUUUUGGAUUUGGAUACUUUAAAUGAUGCAAGCCCCUUUGUGGGUAAUUUGACUGCACAGUGAGCUGGCAUUCCCAGUGAUUGAAUGGACAGGCUUUGGGUGACAUGUAGACCCUAGCGAGCUGGUUGAUGCGAAUACUAUAGUGGAGUGUUUAUGAGUAUAUGGUCACAGGUAGGCACCCCUCUUUCUCUUUCAAGUGUCAAGCUGUUUGGAGUUCUCCCCAGCUUUAUUCAGAUGCAAAAAGAGUAUGUGACGUACCUGACAAAAUAUACCUGACAGAGAUGUGAUGUACCUGACAAACUGACCCUGGCUGUUAUUGGUCAGAAAGAGCCUGAGGUCUUCCCUCCAAGGGUAGGAGAGAGAGCCUUUAAAAGCAGAUCUGCCCUUGCAGCUUGGAGCCUUCUACGAUCAGAGUCCAGAGAGGAAGCUGACUGUCUUUGCUACCUCCUCAUAAGCAGACUGAGAUCACUGUGCUAUUAGUAAGCAGGACAGAAGUAGUCAGCUUUUGGAGUCAUUGGGCUCUUUCUGUUUUUAAUAAUUCCGUGAGACCUUGUUGCCCUCUUCCUUACUUAAUCUUAAUGAAGUUUCAAAAUUGGACGAGUGAAAGCAGAGUGUGAUUGCUACCCUUGGGAUUCAGAAAUCUCAAUGUGCCUAGACCACUUUGGUUUUCAUGCUAAUGGAAGUCAUAAGACCAGAGUGCGUAAAGCCAGGAAUUUGCCCAGUUCUCUCUGGGAGAAGCAGAGAGCUGGCUUUAAACUCCUGUGUAAAUUGCAAGGGGUUGGCUGGAGGCAUGAAGAAUGUGGGUCCAGGAACCAGGGCUUUAACACUUAAUUGAGUAUACUGUUUCUGCCUUUGUUUCUGGGGCUGUAGGCGACCGAGAAGGAUGGUGGUGGAAGCAACUGUUUGAUAGUAAGACCUAGUUGCUAGGGCUGUGGGGCUGUUGCGCAGCUGCUGCGCAAGGAUGGGGUGUGAGACACUCUACUAAGCAUCUCCCCUUCUCCACAAGGUUCACUUACGUUCCUUGACUAGAUGGAGCUAAGGAGGACAAGUCCUAUGCAGAGCAACUUGCUCUUAUCACCCAGUGAGUCAUUGGGCUCAGCAGCAGCAAUGAAUGAAUGAAUGGAUAUUUCUUCUCUUCUACUAAGAGAACACAGGGCGGUGUACCAUAAAACGACAUCAUAUAAUCUAUAAAAGUACUAACUACAGUGGUGCCUCGCAAGACGAAAUAAAUCCGUUCCGCGAGUGUCUUCGUCUAGCGGUUUUUUCGUCUUGCGAAGCAACCCUAUUAGCGGAUUAGCGCUAUUAGCGGUUUAGCGGCUAUUAAAGGCUUAUCGGAUUAGCUGCUAAAAGGCUAUUAAAGGCUUGGCGGCUUAGAUAAGGGGGGGGGGGGAGCGAAAAAAAAAUCUCAAGACUCGCAAGACAUUUUCGUCUUGCGAAGCAAGCCCAUAGGGAAAUUCGUCCUGCAAAGCAACUCAAAAACGGAAAACCUUUCGUCUAGCGGGUUUUCCGUCUUGCGAGGCAUUCGUCUUGCGGGGCACCACUGUAUAUGAAAUGAGAUUUAUUUCAAAGCUUAAUUGGUGGGUACUCACUGUGACCAUCUCCAAUGUAGUUUUUGCUCCACCCUUUGCAGGACAGUGAACUAGCAGUUUGCAUGAUGUAGAGAAGCCAAAAACGAUGAACACACGCCCCCCUCCAACACACACAGUCCCCCCUUCUACUUGCUUCCUUAUUGUAGUAGUGCUUGAACAGGAUUCUGUUUAAAAUGCUUUGUGAUGCAGUUCCAUUUGUAACAAACCCUGAAAGGCUGCUGAUCCCAGAGUGAUCUAAUCACAAUUAACAAUUGUCAUGGUAACCAGAGUUCUUAGCUGAAAUCUGUGCAUUCAGGAACUAUGUGUACUAAAAUUUUGUAAAGAAAAAGCAUGUUUGGGAAGGGGCCACUGUAAAAGCUGGAGCCUGAUUGUCAUUUUAAAAAAAGAAUUAAUUUAAAACCUACUUCAGCUGAAGAGCCCUCUUGGCACUUGCCAGUGCUUCCGGUGAUAAUGGCCAUUACAGAUCUCUCUGUCCCUGACCUAACUAUUUUGUCUUCAAAUCCAUCCUAUGGCAGCUGGAGCAAAAGGAGAGGUUGUGUGAAGUUCCAGCUGCUUCAGCACGUGCCAGGCUGGUUGUUUGGAUUUAAGCUGUGGCUUGCAUGUUUUGGCACAUGGUCUUGGAGGCGGUGGGCCAGAAGACUUUCCCUACAUCUGUCAUAGACUGAGGUGGUCAUGAAGAUCAGGGACAAAGCAUCUUGAAAUGAGGGGUGUAACGAAGAACAUAAAUCGUAGUUUAAGGAGAGCCAAAGGUCUUUGUGCUAGAUGAGAGUCUUAGGAAUUCAAACCGUCUAAGAACUGCAGCACAAAGAACUGGGUGGUGGCAGUAUUUCACCCUCUUGUUAACAAAGGUGCUUGUUUGAAGGUGAAAUGUGGGUGCAGCUUCAUGGCAGUUCUCUUGGUGAUGGGAUGUGUAGAUGGGAAUGAUUCACAGGGCCAAUGCAAGAAGUGCAGCCUGCUCUGUUUCAGAAGUAAUGUUAGCACAGGAUAUAUUUCCCACAGCCAUUUCCUAUCUUGUGGCGGAUGGAGGUGGAGCUUACCAUCCUUCUAGCUUAGCGCUAGAGUGCAGAACCAGGAGCUCAGGCCUAUGUGGUGGGUGAUAAUCUUGAAUCAGUAUUACUCCUGUAGUGCAGCAACUGAUGCAAAAUUGCAGCCAUCGUGUGGUGGCUCCAUGGAUCCUCAGGUGGAGCUUGACAAAUAUUUCAUUUGAUUUAGGGGAGGAGGCAAGAGUGCUCCAGAUCUCUGAGCCUUUGAUGAGUGAGUGGUCAAUUAUAGCAGUCUUCUAGACUGAGAGUAGAUUAUUGUGACUAUUAUUGAAUCUGGCCUGUGACUAACCCCUUUCCUUGAUGAAAGCGUUGUAAGGUUUUAAAACCUUAUUGCUCUGUAAUAGAUGUUGGAGGCCAAAUGAUGUAAGUCACCAGCCUUAGCCUUGUGUUCCCCAUCAUUCAGCUUAGUCUGUGUUGAGAACUUAAAAGCUUAACAAAUGCUGAACUCUUGCCUGCUUUUAGGUUCCAGGUAAUUUUCACGUAUCGACACACAGUGCCACUGCACAGCCUCAGAAUCCUGACAUGACACACGUCAUCCACAAACUAACCUUCGGUGACAAGUUACAGGUGAGUCUUGAGUUAAGACAUCUCUUAAGAGGAUGCAAUAGAAGCUACAGUGGUGCCCCGCAAGACGAAUGCCUCGCAAGACGGAAAACCCGCUAGACGAAAGGGUUUUCCGUUUUUGAGUUGCUUCGCAGGACGAAUUUCCCUAUGGGCUUGCUUCGCAAGACGAAAAUGUCUUGUGAGUCUAGAGAUUUUUUUUCCGCUUUUCCCCCCUUUAUCUAAUCUGCUAAGCCUUUAAUAGCCUUUAAUAGCCUUUUAGCAGCUAAUCCCCUAAGCCUUUAAGCCUUUAAUAGCCGCUAAACCGCUAAUAGCGCUAAUCCGUUAAGCCGCUAAUAGGGUUGCUUCGCAAGACGAAAAAACCGCUAGACGAAGACUCUCGCGGAACGGAUUAAUUUCGUCUUGCGAGGCACCACUGUACAUUUGCUAACUGUUAAACUUUCAUGUAUGUUGUCGUAUGUGGCAUAAAAGGUUCCAGAGGGUGAAGAGGUUACAUUUUCAGUCUGACAUAUUUAAUAGGUAAAAGUGAUAGGUAAAAGUAUUUGGAAAAGGGCUGCUUCUCUACCCCCCUAAAAUAAAGCAGUAUACCUGAUUGGUGCUUGUAAGCACAUACGUAUUAUAAGAUGAAAAUCCACUUUCAUGAUAAAAUAUACAGUCGUACCUUGAAUCACGAACGCCUUGCAAGUCAAACAUUUUGGCUCCCAAACGCCACAAACUGGGAAGUGAGUGUUCCAGUUUGCAAAUGUUCUUUGGAACCCAAACAUCUGACGCAGCUGACACAGCUUCCGAUUGGCUGUAGGAGCUUCCUGCAGCCAAUCAGAAGCCAUGCCUUGGUUUCCAAACGUUUUGGAAGUCGAACAGACUUCCGGAACAGAUUCUGUUCGACUUAUGAGGUACAACUGCAUUAAUAAGCACCAGUUGCAGCAACAGCCUUAUGAUGUUGGAUUGCAUACCAUCCAUUUUUUGGUGGGAGGAGCGUGCUGCAAUGCUUCAAAUCAUUUGCUAGUGUAAAGGGCUCAGGCUGUAGCUUCCUUAUUCUAUAAAUUGUUCAGUGGGUUCUCUGCCUAUUCACAUUUGCCAGGGGAGGCUUGCUGCCUAGUUUAUUCUCUUCUGUUCUGCAUUUAUUCCUAUAUCUUAGGAAUAGUUGGUGACAUUCACACUACUAUAUAUGUGUGGUUGUGCCUUGGUGACACGUGUGGGAGUGAUAUUCUUGGGAUUAGGGACUGUCAGAGAAACCACCAGACACUGCUUUGUCUCUGCCGAAGAGAAGUAUUUCAGUCAAAAGUAGGAGGAGUCGGCACAGACAGUUCAUUGUCUCCUUCCAUACCCUUUCCCAAAUCUAGAUGUUUUCAGUAGUGAAGGUGUGGCAGUAGCAGAGAAAGAGGGGGCGGGAUGCACCAGCCAUCACGGAGGGCAGCAGGUGGGCUGCAGGGCGUCACGGGGUAGCUGGGCGGCAUGGGUGCAUGAAAGUGGAUUUUCAUGGGUAGCUGGGCGGCAUGGGUGCAGCAGUCCUUCAAGAAGCCAGCUAAGUUUAUGCAGUGUUCCCCAAGGCAACGUUUCCCCAAAAAGCUGAACAACUUUGGGCGAUCUCUUAAAAAGUGCUCCACCCCAGGUGCCGGCGGGGAUUGCUAUACCGCUGAGGUUUGGAUUCAACUGUUGUGAAUGUUACCAUGUCACUCAUUAGUGCUCCUUUGCCAGACUCGAGUCCCCAUAUGUUGAUGCCUACAACCCCUAUCAUCCCAAUGGUCACAUGGCCAGUGUCCUGGGAGGAUUGGAGUUGUAGUCUAGCAAAAUGGGGACUUUGGUUUGAGGACGGCUGCUACAAUCCUUCCUCUAUUCCUAUGCUCUUACGGAGAACAGAGGCUGGAAAGAGAGAUUUCUUUUACCAUCUCUCUCUUUCUAAUCGGCUUUGGUUGAGGAAAAGCACAUACUUGCCCUGUGGCCGGUAUCCUCUGUAAUGUUGUUACAUAACUCUCAGUUUCACAAUGGGGAUGUCUCACUGUACACCACCCUCUUCACCUACUUUUCAAAGACUUCACUUCGCAAGAGUUGCAGUAGUAUUUGCCAUCACCACCUACUCACCACACGUACCAGCCAUGCUUUUAAAACCAUACUCUCAUUGCAAUUUUGGCUAAUCAACACAGGCAUUUCAUUACACUUGCUUCGCACACCUAUUCCUCAAAAACCUUUCUAACACUCGUCUGGUUUUUGCCCUUAGCUUCCAUGAGAACCAUUAAAAUAUCAGCUUAUUUGGCCCAUCUGUGGGCACUCAAGGCCUUACAACAGCGAUGUACAACACCACCAUUAAAAACAAUAUCAGUAAGCUAAAAAUGUGGAAGCAUCCUCAAAACGCCAUCACAGAACCAGCAGCGUUAUUCAGCAGCUUUUAAGAUUCAAUGGGAUUUUGCCUUCACAUUCCUUAAAGCACCUUGGGAGUGAUUCCAUUAUGUAAUGCUCAGGCACACCUCUGCAAUGGGUAUUUACCUGAACCCAUCCCUUCCAAAUUGGUUUCAGAAAAUACCCGCUGCCUAUGUGUACAUUUUGUUCCUGAAUCAAGCUGGUGUUUCCAUGUGCGUGGCCACCCUCCCACACCUGCCCUUCACCGUACCGGUUGCCUUGCUCGUUUCACCUGUAGAAUAUUAUGGCAUGGGGAAAAAGCAGUUACUGCCAUGCUGAAGUUUUUUACUUCAGUGAACACAGAAACCUGCCUUACAAGAGGUCAGACUGUUUGUCCAUCUAGCCUACUCUUACCUAUUCUGACUGUGCAUUGUGAGCGUUAGAUGAAAGCUCAUUACCUGACUUUUCUGAAGGGGGGGGGAUUGAUCAUUUGAAUGUUGUAAGGGCGUAAUUGAUAAUAGGUAGGUGCCUUCGCUCUACCUACUGAAAACUUUUCUGUUCCAGUGUGUCUAGUCAGAUACAGUAUAUUAUUUGGUCACAUCUUAAUUUUUUAAAAAAUGUUUUACGUUGUCUGCUGUUGUUUAAAUGUUUCAGAUGCUUUUAAUUGUGCUUCUUUUAAAAAAUAAAAAUUUAAUUGUAUCUGCCCUGGGCUUCUUUGGGAGGAAGGGCAGGAUAUAAAUGUAUCUAAUAAGUAAGAAAGUAUUAGAGAAAGAAAGCUACCUUAAAGUUGUACCAAAAGAACCCUUUUUGGUUUUCUGUCCUUAAGACUUGAAGUCAUGAGACCUGAAUCAAAUAACGGCCUUGAAUUAAUACUAGCACGCUGUCUUUGAUGAAUGCUACAUAUUUCAGACAAAAUCGUGCAUAUAAUUCUACCCUCCUGGGGGAAGAUGAACUCCCCUGACCCGUAGAGCUGAGAUCAGCUCUGUUCAGAAAUGCUGCUUCUUAUUAAGCUGUUCUGAUAGCACAUCUGUGAAUGAGGUCCUGUGAGAAAGAGUUGCGGUCAUCUUUCUGUAUAAUCCUUCAGUUGUCACUGUCGCUUGGUACAGGGUAAAGCCUCUCGAUGCUAAUAAUUUGAGUAGCACCAUAGAAGACCCAGAUGUGCCAUCCAGUUACAUUUGUCACCCUUGUGUCACUUGCCCCUUUUGUUGUAAUUGCAUGAGGCUUGUGUGUAAUUACAAGGAAGCUGAACUGGGGGUGAUGUGAGUACUAAUAAUGGAGGAGGUGUUUUGUGGGUUUCCAUUAAUUUUAUAUUGUUUAUAUGUUUUGAUUUUUAUUGACCACCCAUUAAACAUAAGGUAGUCACACAAAGUUUAAAACAAUAAAAUAUUCUAAUUUAUUAAAUUUGUCAUAUUAGAUUAAUAAGAAUGCCUAUGUAAAAGUACACACAACAUAAAAUCAUUCUAAAACAGCAUUUAAGCUCCCUGCUAAAAAUAAUUUGCUCCAAAGACAAGAAUACACUAAAGCAUUGUCAUUAUUGUUUGUUUGUUUGUUUGUUUGUUUGUUUGUUUGUUUAUUUACUUGUACGCCACCUUUUUUCCUGACAGGACUCAAAGCAGCUUAAAGAUAAAAACAACAACCUCUAAAGACAUAAAUUGAUUGUGGAAAUACAAUUAAACAUUGAUAGAAUUAAAACUAUACACGUAUAUAAAGUCUGUUUAAAACAUAUCAAUAAUUACAAUAAAAACAGCACAGCACAAGCCCUUUCAUUAAAAGCAGUUAGUUCCUGAAAGCCUGUUGGGGGAAAAAGUCUUCACCUGCUGGUGGAAGGAGAACAAGGAGAGAGACAGUCUAGCUUUUCUAGUGGGGAAGUUCCAAAGUUUGGGAACAGCCACUGAGAAGGUCCUCUCUCGCAUCCUACCAAGCAUGUCUAUGAGGGUGGUGGGACCAAGCGAAAGGCUUCCCCCAAAGAUCUCAAAACCUGGGCAGGUUUGUAUGAGGGAAUAAAGCAUGGUUUUUUAAAAAAUAAAUAAAUCUUCAUUUGGCAUUUCAAUUUUCAUUGAAAACGUCUUGGGUCCUGUAUACGUUACUGUUUUAAAACAACAAUGAGGUUAUAUUUUUAAGCUGCAUUUCAAAUUUCAUUUUUCUGUCAUUGUACACAUCAGAAUUGUUGAUUGUGUUUCUAAUUUGCCCACUGUCUGUCCACACCGGGGUGUGGAGAGGGAUGUGGAUGUAUUCAUUUGGCUUACAUUUUCAGAUUGGAUUGAAGCUGGUUUGGGGGGGUUGCACUUCCAAGUGUAGCGUUUGUCAAGAGACAACAGGAUAGAUGUAUAUUGUGGCUAAUGCUGUGUACAGACCUGCAAUCAGAGUGCACUGGAUACAUAAUAAGCGGGAGAGUUACCAUUUACUCAGGCUUCAGUGCACUCCUACUUCUGGUGUUUGAGGCCGAGUGCACAUGAAGUUAGCUGCAAUCCGAACGCAUCUUGCAGUUUCUAGAGAAAUCCUGUUGUUUGAUGCAUUUCCCCUCAAAUCAGCUUCCACCCAAUUUGAAUUUGUCGGCUGCAGAUAAGCUGCGGUGGGUACAUUUGAGACAGCUGUUGUCCAUGCGCAGAUGUCAGCACAUGUGUAGACGACAGCUUCAUUGACUAGACGUUUGCCGGGGAGAGGGGGGAAAGUUGCUGGUAUGGGAAAAUAAAAAAGGAUGAAGACAUUCCCACCCCCCUACCUCUCUGUGUGUAGAGAGUAAUGUAAAAAUAUGACUUAGAAUAUGGGGGGCGGACGGUGCGGUGACCUUGCAGCAUUUUAAGCUGCUAAUGUGUAUGUGUCUGCUUUAGCAUAUGUACUAGGUGAGCCUCAUUGGGGAGGGCAUUUCAUAACUGAGGCACUACUUUUGAAAGGCCUUUUCCCUAGUGGCCACUUGCCUCAUCUCUUUAGGUGGAGAAAGGCUUCUGUCUUCAGGUCCCAUUGUUGGUCUGUGAGGUUCUUUCUUAUAUUGGAUGGUUUGUAGGCUUAGGGCUAUUGGAAAAGACUGAGAAAGAGCUCUGCUAUUUGCAAAGUUCUCUACUUGUGUUGAUAGGCUGCACUGUAGUAUAUUUCACAUGCAAAGUCAGUGCAAAUGUGAAACACCUAUUGCCCAGAGAGGAUGAGAGAUUACAUCAAAUUAAAUUGCACAAAAUGACUUUAAGCUCCUUGCCUCUCCUGCAGUGUUGAAGCUUCCACUGUUAUAAGCUAGGUCGUCUCUGGAAGUAUAAAAUAACAAAUGUAAUACAAAAGUUAAUUCUAUGCUCUUUCCCUCUCCAGGUCCAGAACAUUCAUGGAGCAUUCAAUGCAUUGGAGGGAGCAGACAAGCUCAGCUCAAACCGUACGUACACUGUGUUUUGCAGGGUCUUACCUGGGGUUAGUAAAGAUACCUUGAUUGGCAAGACUGGUAGGAGCUAGCCAAAUUUUAUUUAAUUCCAGGGACAUGAAAACUGUGUACACACCAUAUAUUUAAAAGGUAUGACUUUCCCCAAAUAAUCCUGGGAACUGUAGUUUGUCAAGGGUGCCAUGUGAGUAGUAAACUAUAGUUCCCAAGACUCUGCCGGGGUGUGUGUGUGAGUCAUGUGCUUUAAAUGUAUGGUAUAUACACAGCCAAAGAGUGUACGGCUCUUUAGAGACUAACAAAUUUUAUAAACUUUUUUGUGAACUAGGGGCUGUAAUGAAAGGCAUACAUGGUGAUAAGUGGGAGGGGGUGGGGAGAGAAUAGUAGGCAGUGAGGUCAUAGAGAAGUGAAAUGCAAAAAAGGGCAGACAGUGACAAUCCAGUUAGAGCUAGAAUAUAUGUAUGCAAGAUAAGGACGGUGACCCUUUUACAGCGGUAGUCAUAGGCGAUAAAACAAUCAGCUUGGUAGUGAUGAGGUAAUUGACAUCUGUAGUGGGAAAGGAAACCGUUGUCUCUGUUCAGACCCACCCUUUGUGUGCGUGUUUGGGGUGCGUGUGUGUAUAGAUAGACCGAUGUAGUCUGCAACUGAGGAUUACGCUGCAUACAUCUGACGAAGUGGACUCUAGUCCACAAAAACUUGCGUCAAAUCUUGUUAGUCUUUUUACCAUGUCAUCAGACACCUUUAUCUUUUUACCAUGUCACAGCAGACUAGCACUGCCACCCCUCUGAAAAUUCUUAGUCUUUAUUUAUGUUCUUUAUAUAGCUGGGUUGUUAUCAAAUAAUAUUACAGUGGCUAUAGGGAUAAAUUAAUUUGAUUUCCCCUUUUCCCUGGCUAUAGAACAGAGAGGCCCAGAUUAAAAAACCCAUAGUUUGCCUGCUUAUAACAAAAGUUACAGGGAACAGUUGGUCUUCUAAAGUGUUGGUGUGCUCCUCCGCCAUGGAUAUAGAAUUCCUAAACAUCCUAGAGACUCUGGGCACUGAGUGGUCUAUGUGAACCUGACUGAUCUUUUAAGUUCAGCUUCAGAGGCCCUGCUGUGGCUGUUCCUUACCCUCCAUAUUUUUUAAUGUAUUCUUUCUUAGCAGUUUAAUUUUGGCUGUAUAUAACCAUUCUGGUGACUUUUAGUGGAAAAGUAACUUGAAAAUAUUUGAUAUAAAUACCUAGAUACAGAAAGGAGGCAGGGCAAAGAGAGACAGACUUGCAAGGUUUUUAAGAGCAUCUGUGUCAUAGCCAGGAAAUGAGCCUGAUCCUAACCAACAUCUUAAUUUUUGGUAUUUCCUUCCUUGGUGUUUACUUAUUGGCUGUCAUGAGUUAGUCUAAAUUGGGCAUGUAGAACACUUCUGCAGUCUGUAUGUGCUGCUCUACAUCUUAGCAUCGCUUGCAGUGUAUUUCCUACUCCAUGAAACACACAGCAGAGGGAAACUCUGGCCCCCUAUUUCCCUCUCUGCCCCAUGAAGUUGUAUUUAAAGGCUUUAUCCCAGGACAUUCUUUCUCUGUGCUGUCAGGUGCUGUUGAGACUGAGUGGUUGCUUUCCUACUUUUGGCUUGAUUAUCCAUGAAAGCAACCAUUGCCAAGGAUACAAUAUAUGAAAUAAAAAUAGUGCUUGAAUGUUUUAAUCCCAAUGGGAAGGACUGAGUGUAGGGAAAUAAACUAUAUAGUGUGCCAGUCCUCUCUCCAACCUGGAGUAUUGUGCUCAUGCUAUCAGCCAGCCCUCGGAGGAAACUAAUUUUCUAGAUCCAUUUCAAUUGGGGCUUAGGUCCAGUUUUGGCACAGAAACUGCUUUGGUCACCCUGUAGGAUGCCCUCUGUUAGGAGAGGGACAGGGGAAAUGUGCCCCUGUUAAUUCUCCUCGAUCUCUCAGUAGCUCUUGAUACUAUUGACCAUAGUAUCUUUCUGAUUGACUGACUGAUUGAAUAUUUAAUUUCUAUACCACUUAAUAUAUUAAAAAUAUCUCUAAGCAGCAUACAAAAAACUGAAGCAGCAAUAGAGAACUUAAAACAAAAUGUUACAAAAAUACACAGUCACAUAUGAAAAUGUUAAUGCAAAGUUAUUAAUAUCUAUCAAUCAAUAUCAAUUCAUUUUCCUUCUGACACACCCUCCCUCAGCCUUUGGGUUCUCAUCCAUUGUCCAAACAGACUCUCAGCUCACCCACAAAAAUCUCACAACAAUCAUACAAUCAUAGAAUCUUAGAGUUGGAAAGGACCCAAGGGUCAUCUAGUCCAACACCCCGCAAUGCAGGAAUACCAGAAGAGUUCCUGGUAACAGCAGACAUCGCCCUAGUCUCUCACUGUAGAUUUGCUUUUUCUGGGCAGGCCCAAGGUGGGUGGUACUUCUCAGACUGCCCACAACUGUGCCCCAUUCAUUCUGGAGUGACUGUCCAAGUUGGGGGGUGGGUGCCACUGCUUCUGGUAAACUUUAGUAGGGUUGUAAGCGCCAACUUGCCAAUGGUUGCCCGUACCAGCUUUUUACAGUACAGUGGUACCUUGGGAUGCAAACGGGAUCCAUUCCAGAGCCCCAUUCGCAUCCUGAAUGGAACGUAAGACGUGAUGGUGCGUCUGUGCGCGCCGCAUUUUGCUGCUUCUGCGCAUGCGCGUGACAUCAUUUUGAGCAUCUGCGCAUGCGCGAGCAGCGAAACCUGGAAGUAACGCGCUCCGUUACUUCCCGGUUGCCACAGAGCGCAAACCCAAAAGCGCUCAACCUCAAGCACAUUCAACUUGAGGUAUGACUGUACAUCAAAAAGGUGCAGUGAGUGUCUUGAACCAUCUGCUAAUUUUUUUAAAAAAAAAAAGGGGUUGUGGCACAUUCCCAAAGUCCUGUUUGUGUACCUUCCUAUCUGUGGACUGAGUAUGUUCUUCUGUGUGUUGGUCAGGUACGACUUCUGUGUUGAGGAAAAUGCAGAAGGACAAAAGUGUAUUGUUCCCUGCAAGGAAUGAAUUGGCUGGGUUAAGCCAAAUUCGAUUUAAAAAAGAAAAAGCUGCACUUUUAAAGCUGCCUAUUUCAGAAGUGCCUGGUGUGCUUUGGUCCAUGGGGUCACGAAGAGUCGGACACGACUAAAUGACUAAACAACAACAACAAUUUCAAGGAGGCAUUUCUGAGCAUAGUCUUGUGCUGUGACUUUUGGGGGGUUUCAGCUUUCUCUCUUGUUCACGCAGCCCUUGCAUCCUAUGAUUAUAUAUUGAAAAUUGUUCCCACGGUGUAUGAAGACAUGAGUGGCAAGCAACGGUACUCGUACCAGUAUACUGUAGCCAGUAAGGUAAGCAUGCAGUAGUAUAUCCUUUGCUAGAAAGUGCUUGAUGAAGCACACCCUACUGGACGAGCCUUCUGUUGCAGGUCCCAUUUCCACUGUCGCUCUUACUUCUGUUGUGCUUCCUUGUGCUUGAAGUGAGUGCAAUAGCAGCCCCUGCUGGAAAAGCGAAGCACUGAUAAUGAAACAGAGGUGCCAUUGCAUACUAAGGAUGUUUGACGAAUUUGAUCUGAUCUGAUCCACAACUCCUAGGUUGAAACUUCGUAAUCCACCAGAUGCAGUUCUCUGCUCAAAAAGCUUACCAAAAUACAUACGCUGUAUCUAAAUAGAUUUCCUGUUUUGAAAGAAAAUAUUUUAGAAGUGCAUGUUUGGAGAGAAAGUAGGUUUCAAAACUACACUUUGAAAUGUGUUCAGAUGUGCAUUUUCAUGUAGCUAUUUUAUGGCUGAUUAACGCAGAAUGGGACAGAAUGGACUGACAGGUGGAUACCCGUGAAAGAGACACAGACUGGAAACAGACUGAUUCACCUAUUUCCUACUUCUUGGUUUGCUAUUGGUAAUCCUGUAUAGCCAGUGUAGGGAAUCUUGGGCUCUCCAGAUGCUGCUGAACUACAACUCGCGCCAUUCCUGGUCAUGCCGUGGUUGCCAGGGCUGAUGGAAAUUGUAGUUCAGCUGUCUGCAGAGGUUCCCCACCCCUGACGUAUGCCUAAAGCAUGGUUGGAUUCAUGAAUCUUAGGGGAGUUGUAUAUAUUCUAUUCCCAUUACUUACCUCUCAGCUCCCAACUUUUCAAGCAGUAAGGCAAUAUAAGGUUAAGGGUCUGGAGCAAAAUGGCUUGUUUUCGAAUGGAGGAGGUUAACACCUUUUUAGUGUGCUUACUCUUUUCAUUCCAGCUUGAAUAAGUUGCGAUAGAUACCCACACGUGGUGUUUCUUUUGAUGUGACAUGUUUUCAGAAUAUUGAGCUGCUCAUAAUUUUUCAUGCUGUUUUCUUUUAUACAUCAAGGUCUCCAAAUGUGGGCUGGGUGUGCAUGAAUAUCCAAGUGGGGUGGCUGCUAAAUAUAAGCUCAGGAAGGAGCAGAAAGGUUUCUUGAAUCUAUCCCAAUUGGAUGGGAUUCAGGGGAAAAAAUGAAACUGUUUUUUCUCAGUCUCGAGGUAGUCUCAUGUUUGCCACAGGGUUCUUUUUGAGGGGCAGGCAUGAUUCUCUCUACUUCUAGUAUAAGAUAGUAACCUUAUUCUGUUGUCCUUUACCUUUUAUUAAUGGCCAUUUUGAACAGACAUUUUAGAAUGUGCAAUGAGCUGGUCAUUUGUCCCACCACUAAUCCAUUAUGAGCUAGUGUAACAUAAUGGCUAAGAGACUGAUCUGUAAACUACAAAGUCCCUAGUUCAAAUUUCAGUUCUGCUAUGAGCUCCUUAGGUCAGGGGUGGACAACUUGCGGCCUGAGGGCCACAUAUGACUCUUUGACUAAUUUCACGUGAGUGGCAAUGAGGGAAAAUCCGAGAGGGAAAAGGGGUGACAGAUAUAAAAUGAGAUGCCCCAGCCUCUUUUUACUCUAGCCAACACCAGAUUCUGCUCUGCCCUCAAGAAAUUAUCCCAAAAGGAAUACAACCCUCAACAGAAAAAUGGUUCCACAUCCCUGUCUUAAGUAAUCUUAGGCAAGCCACUGGUUCUCAGCUGGCAUCACCAAACCCUCUCCAAAUGGAGAUUAUAACUCAGUUCUACCUUAUAUGAAUCUUUUUCAGGAAUACGUAGCAUACAGCCAUACAGGCCGCAUCAUUCCAGCCAUCUGGUUUCGAUAUGACCUGAGUCCUAUCACAGUGAAAUACACAGAAAGGCGACAGCCCUUGUACAGGUUCAUCACAACAGUAAGUUUCCAUUACAUCAUGUUCUCUAUUUCUCCGUAGCUGACUCGUCUUAUAUAUGUGUGCAUGCAAGUGCAGCUCAUGUGACAGGGUCAGAAAAGAACCAUAAUACCGAACUCGAUGACCAAAGUUCUUUAUCCAGGUGAAGAGCUCUUGUCUUUUGCACAGUCUGGGCUCUGGUAUUAAGUGCCUUGUUUUAAUGGUACCAGCCCUUUUCUAUUGCUACUAGAAAUUGCCCAUCAGGAUAGAUUCAUGCCUUGUAUACACAAGCUGCGCACUUCCACCAUUUUGAGACGCCAGCCAUCUUUUUAAGAAUGGACACUGGAGUGGGGCAGGCAGGGCUUUAUAUAUUAAGAUGUAGUUAUCCAGCCCAGCUCAAUGGCUCUCUGGGCCGCCGUCAGUCCUGCCGUCCCAGUCUUUGCUAACGCUGCCUGCUUGCCCUUCUGCAUCAUGGUUGCCUUGGAGACUGGCUAGCCGUCAUUGCUGUGGAGAGGCUGCAGCCUUCUGGCCCAGCCAGAGAUUAUCCACUUGUGGCAGCUGGAGUUAUUGUCAAGAGGGGCAGGCCUCAGAAGCACCCUGAAUCUUGUUAAGCAGCAGAUGCUUAGUUAAAAGCUACAAAGGAGGCCCAUGGAAGGAGCACCUGCUGUUCCUUUUGUUGGGUAGCUUGUUUACCAGGCUGCACCCAUACAACUGUCACAGAAACACUGAAGUGUUUUUAAAUGUGUUCUCAUGAGCAUAGGUGGGAAAAGACCCUACCAGGCCGUGAGAGAAUUUAUCCAGGUUUGGAAAUGUAAAACUUCCUAUUGUUACCUCAAAAGGGAAUGGACCUUUUUAGUGUCUCUCUCUGUGGGAACUUUAAGCAGGGCUGUCAGGAGGAAUAGUGUUGAUGUUCAUGUAUGCCUGGUCAUCUGGGUGCGGCUCUGUGGCAUUUUGUGUGUAUUUGUUUAUAGUAGGAGUGACAUAAAUGUGCGGACUGGCUGUUUUGGAUACAAUUUCCAUUAUUGUUCUUAAUGCACACAAAGGGUUUGUCUUGGUGCACACAAAAGCUGUUAGUAAAAUAGUUGGGGAAGGAACAGCGCCACUAAACAAAAGUGUUGUUGUACCCACAUAUUUGCUGGUUAUAUAUAAGAGGAAUGAGAGUUGUCUACUACUUCUGGAUUUAUUUUAUUUUUAUUUAUUAAAACAUUUAUAGACCACGCUUUUAUAAAAACACAGCAAGGUGAUAUACAGCAUACAAAAUUACAAUUGGAUAAAUAAAAACAUCAGUGAAUACAUCAAUAAACACUGGUUGGUAAAAAUAAAUUCACAUUGCAAAGGCCUGCCUGAAUAACACAAGUUCUUUAAGGAGACAUCUAAAAGAUGGCAGGGAUGAGUCUUGCCAACACUUUACUGGCAGGAAAUUCCACCAAAAUAUGUGUAGCCAAGUACAAAAUGGGUAAGAUGAGACCAUCUGUUGUCCUUUUGAGUAGUGAGCGCUCAGCACCAAGCACUAAAAGAUGCAUCACUUGUAUGCCUUAUUUUCUGGAACCAACAAGGCACAGCUGUCUAGACCAAGGGGGUGCAUCCACAAAACCUCAUUCCUAGCCUCUUUGAUGAGAGUUUUUAUUUCUCUUAAAGAAGGAGGAGGAGGAGGAUUCUGCCUUCCCCUCUCUCAAUUGCUGAAUGCGUCUACCUUUGAUUUUUUUUUUUAAGUGCAUGCAGGGAAGGCAGAGACUAAGCAGAUGCCAGGUAUGUGUGAGUCAUAAGUAAUCAGUGGUGCAGAGCCGCACAGAUGAAUAUGUUUUUCUCUCUGUGUGUUUUUCUUGUAUUUGCUGCUCUGAAGUCAUAUUUUCCUGCCCUCAAUGCAAAAAGUACAUUCCCUCCUCCCUACUUGCGGUAUAAAACGUCUUGUGUCAGCUGAUCCGCAUGGAUUGAAAUUACCCAACUCAUUCUGGUGUCAUUCUCCCUGAAAAGUAAGUUUGCAUCACUGUAAGAGGAGAACAGGGUGGGGGCAAGGGAAAUAACAGAAACAGAGGAGUGAUGGUGGAAGCCAUACCCAUUUCUUUUUUAAAAAAGAAAUUGAGUUGUACAGGGGUUUAUUUCCUCUGCCUUCUUUGUGGUUUUCAGUUCUGAGAAUGUCAGCUGUGCUGCGGAAAAUAAAUUUACCUAGACUUUUUGUAACUGAAACAUCUUCCCAUUUUGCUGGGCUCAUUGGACACAUAUACCUAAGUUUAAAAUACACAUAGAAAGGAGCAAUUCCUCCCUCGCUGCUGCUGCUUGCUAUUAAAGUCCUGUUUACUCAUGCUUCCUAAUUCCAUUUCAAACUUGGCCACUGUUCUCUUUGUCUGCUGUCCCCUGUGUCACAUGCUAAUAGAUCUAUGUGGUGACAAGGGGGCUUGGCUUCCCCUCUGUGAAAGGUUUACAGCUCAUUUUAUUGAUCUGCUUUACAGCCCAAUCCUAUAAUAUCUCCUGCUAUUAAGUUCAUUGGGACUUACUUUCAGGUAAUGUGCACAGGAUUGCAGUCUCAAAGGAGUAAUUCCUUCCUGAAUGUCUUGUUUCCCAUCUGUCCAAAGUCUAUUCUUCUUGAGUUUUACUGUCCCUAGAACAUAAUCCUUGACCUCCUGUUUCUUUAUUUUGAGAAUUUCUUGAGCUUUUUUCUCACCUGGAUUAACUCUGCUUAUAUUUUGCUACUCAUCCAUUUUAAAUCUCACUUGUCCUGGGCGGGGAACUGUGGGUAUCCCCCAUCGGCCAUAGCCAGCGUGGCCAAGGGAUGGUAAGAGUUGCUGAGGUCCACAGGGAGACUCACCUUCGCCCUCUGUUAAAUAUAGUGGCUGAAGUGUUGGAUUUGCCUUGAAACAUAAUCAUUUCCCCAUUUGGGAAAUCUGAAAAAAAUCCCAACAUCAAUCUGCUAUGAAGGUGCUUGAGAUAAGGACUGUAUGGUGCUGUGCACACUAGAAGCAGAUAACUGAUAAGGAAGUUAAGAAGAUAUGAGGGUUCAGUGUGCAGAAGAAGCCACAGCGUGGUGAUUAAGCUCACAAGCUGGAGGAGGAGAGGGCAGAGGGUGAAGAAAGAGCUGUGAGUGUGUGGGGGGGUGCACUUUCCCCAUCCCCUGGGAAACUCAACAAACUUGCUGUACCUGGAACUGUGUGUGGAGAGUGCAGCUGAAUGGGACACAGCUGUGGGUGGCCUGAGGAAGUACCAUCCACCUUGGGCCUGCCCAUAGAAAGCAAGUCUUGAAAGAGAGAGACUAGGGUGAUGUCCGCUGUUUCCAUGAACUCUUGUCAUUGUGAGACGUUUGUGAGAGUUUGUUGGACCCUGGGCGAGAACCAGGAAAUAAAUUCAUCAUAGGAUCAGCACACCCGUCGCAAACACAUCCAAUAUACUAAUAGUGAAUUCAUUCUCCAGAUGCUGUUCCUAGGGCAGCUUCUAGGAGCCAAAAGUGCCCCCCACCAGAGGUACUACCCCUCCCCUAACACCCCAUGGUGGACUAGGUGGGCCAUUUUGCCUGAUCCAGCAGGCUCACCUUAUGUUCUUAUGACAAAAGUUAAAGGGUAGAAAACGGAGGAUUGAGCCAAGAGCAGUGAGGAUUUGUUUAGGGGUGCGAUAACUAAUAACAAGGUCAUCCUUUUUUUGUCAUGGUAUUUAUGAAUAGGCUGUGGAUCUGAAUGUGGGAAAUGGGGUUCUACUUCUUGCUCAGCUCUCUGAAUGAACUUACACUUAGCUUUAGGUCUCUUCCUAGCUCGGUCAGUAGAGCAUGAGACUGUUAAUCUCAGGGUUGUGGGUUUGAGACCCGCGUUGGGCAAAAGGCUCCUGCAUUGCAGGCAGUUGGACUAGAUGGCCCUCGUGGUGCCUUCCAACUCUACAGUUCUACGAUUCUAUAGGCUGCCUGAAAAUAGCUAAAUGGAAACCAAGGAGGACCUCCGUACGCUUGAGGACCAAAUUGAUCUUCCCUACACCAACCCGUUUUUUUGUUUCUUUCAACGUGUCAGAUUUGUGCCAUCGUUGGAGGAACCUUCACAGUGGCUGGGAUUCUUGAUUCCUGUAUUUUCACUGCCUCUGAAGCCUGGAAGAAGAUCCAGCUAGGGAAGAUGCAGUAACAAAGCAACUCUCCUCCAGGUCCUGUGAGAAGAAGCAAAGAAUAAAAACGUCACUGCUAUCCAUUUUCCUCCUUUGUAUCGUUUUCCAUUGGUACAUGCCACUUUAAUUAGUUAAUUGAAGACUUUGUAAAAGAGCAAACAAAUCUAGUAGAGCAAUCCUAACAAGGGGCUGGGGAGGUAUGGAGCAGAGGACCCACCCGGUGUUACAUCCAAAGAUCUACCAGCCCUGAAACACACCUUUGGGGCUUUCUAUGCCCUACUGCAAUCGAAAGUACUGUCAGUGGGAGAUGACCAUCUGCCUGGCAUAGCUUGGAACUCAGCUAUGGCAGAGCCCCCCCAGCAACACUCCUCUCUGCUGGCAAAAGCCACUGGUGAGGAAUCUAUGCAGCAUUCUAGCCCUCUCCCGCUACUCUGCCAGCCAUCAAAAUGUAAGGUUCAGAUUGCACUCUGUGUGUCUUGAAAGAUGGCAGCAUUGACAGGUGGGUGGGGCUUCCUACACUACAUCCUCUGAAAAUGAUUUUUGUUGUAAAACCAAAUCCUAUGGAUCCGACUAGUAUAAUUAUUUUUAAAUUCUCACAGGUGCUGGUCAAGGCGAAAACUAAUUAUGCAAAGUAGAUUUUUCUUUUCAAUCAAAAUGGACAAUCAUGUUGUCUUUGUCAAAAAUUGUGCAUGAAAAACCCUAGCCUGGAUAUUGAGAUCAUUCUGAACAACAGUAAAAUAGAACAAUAUAUUUCUAUUAAUCUUCCGGAUGUUAAAAUGGUUUCUCUUCUUUUCAGAAACUGAACAGUGUUAGCAUUUAUAGAUGGCAUAAGGCAGCAGGACAAAAGCAGAACGAAUGAAUUGAGAACUGCAAUAUGCAGCAGAAGAUGAUUAUCGCUAUUGCUGCAUUUUUUUUGUUACUUCCUUCUGCCUUUUGAAGCAUUUACUACCCCACCUGCCCAGGUUAGAAUGUCUGGAUUGAAAGAGGAGAGAAUGAGGCACUCCAGUAACCUGGAUGGAUGAGCAUAAUUUUGAAAGACACAGAUGCCAAGAACAUAGGACUUGGCCCUCAGUGUGUGGAAUCCAAAUCCCUGUACAUAUUUUUCAAUUGUUUGCUUAUCUUUAAAAUUAUUUUAGAUUGCCAACAUUUGCCAAGGAGGAUAGGUACAGCCCUGUAAAAAACGAGACAAGGUUGCAGCACAGAUGUUUUCUACAGGUGCAUUUCAAUCUUAAGUAUAAAACAAUUGUUUGUGUGUGCCUGCAAUGAUUGGGGGAAAGGCAGAAAUACUGCUAGUAGUAGUUUUUAAUAUGCUGUUGACAUUGAGAACUACAGCAAGAUCUAUAAUUUCAAUAGACCUCAAAUAGUCCUUUGAUAUAUGAAUCAAGUGAUAAUUAGUUGCAUGCUUUGUACAUUUUAUAUCACCUAGAUAUGAAUGCACAUUGGCUGUGUGUUCUCUAGGUUUUGCUGCACUUCUUAAAAUAAACACUAAGAAUUUCCAUGUUACAGUUUGGGGGAGGGUAUUUUGUUGCUGGAAUAAUGUGUGAUCUUUUAAGGGUGACCUUUGAAAAAUGUGGAAGUGUCAUAUCAAGACACUGUGACUAAAUGACACAAAUCUGCACGUUUACUUGGAAGUAAGUCUAAUUGAAUUCUAUGGAGUUUACUUUUAGGUAAAAGGAUACAGAAUUACAGCAGGGAUGGUGAAUCUUUGACCCUCCAGGUGUUAUUCGGCUACAACUCACAUCAUCCCUGACCACUAGCCAUCUCUUUGGUGGUGGGGGGGGGGGAGGGAGCCUGACCCAGGCCAUGCCAUUUGGUAGGGGAUUUCAUCUGAUAUUGGCAGCCGUGGCUAGCAGCACCGCCACCUGGCCAGCCCUGCUGUCAACCUGCCAAGGCUCUUCACAUCCUCCCUUCCUAGAGGGGAGGCAAGGAGCUGGAAGAGCCUUACCGCUGCUGCUGCUGCUUUCAGUGUGGUGGCACCACCACCACAACAAAACUAAGCCAGGGGAGGGGCUGCCAUGGCCACCAUCACCAGGAAGAGGAAAAGGGGCAAGGUGAGGGCAACGAGGGGCCCCACAUCGUGAUUUGUCACAGGUCCCACACACCCCUAUAGUGGGUUCACCUGGCUGGAGCUGACAAAAGUCCAUCUGGAGGGCCACAGGUUACAUCCCCCCACCCCUGGGAUUACAGCCUUCAUCUGCCCAGUAUGUGUGUGUGAAAAUUUCACUCUGCUAUGGUGUUGGAAAGAUAGCAAAUUUUCUCUGAUUGCAAUUCUCACUGAUUCCCCCCCUCCUCAACAGCCCUUUCUUCACUGAUUUUGAAUCCUUCAUGCUUUUACAAUGUUGAUAAAACAUCUUUAGAAUUCCCCCUAUCUUUCUUACGAAAUGAUUUGUUAUAUUGGUGUAAAACUGGAUCUUGUAACUUCCUGUAUCUUGUUUAAUAUUUGGAUGGAUUUUAUACAUUUUUUUUCCAUUUGCAAAAAUCAAAUUGAAAAUAAUGCAUGAGUGUUC
Podarcis lilfordi (Lilford's wall lizard) is the source of this 75329-nucleotide messenger RNA. NCBI's taxonomy places the organism in Eukaryota, Metazoa, Chordata, Lepidosauria, Squamata, Lacertidae. The record is from the annotation of a GenBank genome assembly.